Pelobates cultripes (western spadefoot toad) is the source of this 61859-nucleotide messenger RNA. The record is from the annotation of a GenBank genome assembly. Lineage: Eukaryota; Metazoa; Chordata; Amphibia; Anura; Pelobatidae.
AUGCAGAACCCCGUGUGUCUGAUAGAGAACAGACAAAGAAAUGAAUUGGUCGUGAGACACGAAGGAUUGCAGAUUCUUAACAACAUCAAUCAGCCUCUGGUCGUUGUGGCAAUUGUAGGCAAAUAUAGGACUGGGAAGUCCUAUCUAAUGAAUUAUCUAGCAGGACGCAGGAAAGGUGAUUAUGAAAUUAUUAAUAUACAAACAUAAAAACUCUUAAACACCCAUAGCUAACAUUGUAAUAAACAGCAUUCAUCCAAUAUGGCCCUUUUUUAAAGAAGGAAAGUCCCUGUAUUCCCUUUGUUCUAUUCCUCUUUUAGAAUCUCCAUAUUUUUGUCAUAUAUGAGUGCAUAGCAUAGCUUUAAAUUAAUAAGACUCACUGCAAUGUGUCUGUAGACUGCAAAUAAUACAUCUAGAAUCCAAGGAGAGAAAAAGGAGAGAAAAACAAGUAGCAAGAGAGGUGAGAACGGACAACUCAAUUACCCUGCCCUUUGGUGGGUCCCCGCUCAGAUCUCAUGCUGGUUUUAGCUCAUUUUGUGCAAUUACAGAGAGAACAUAUCUGAAGCAUAUCAGACUGGUCCCACCCAUAUGGGCAGUCCAGAUCCAAAAUGCUAGCAAGUUCCCUCUGCUCGAGAGAUACGGCAACCCCAGACGAUUGUUUCAACCUUGUAAGGUGUGACGGUAGUCACCAUCACCGAGAGCUUAAAAUUGACAAUUCAAUUAGGUAUCUGAAUGACUCCUAUGUUUAAGUAACCCUGUGUCCAUUAUGGGUGCAGGGUGUGUGUUUGGGGUUACGGGUGCAGAGUUUUCGUUUGGGGUUAAAUGUUAGUGUGAUCUCCUGUCUUGCUAAUGCUUGUAAUUAACUAGGUGGAUUUGGCUGUGGAGCCUAUACAGCGCCACCUGUUGGUUGCAAGGAUCUAGCAACAGCGAUAUGCACUACCUGAAUAACAAGACUUGCUCAUUUGCAUAUUCAGGUAGAUUUGCAUAUUGCUUAUUCUGCAGGCUGGAGAGAUAUUUUCUGGUUAGUAUUGUCUUCCCCAUCUCUUUAUAAAUAUAUCAUUGUGUUAUAACAAGUUUCUAUAUGUUAUCUGCUAUAAUUUGACUGUUUGUAAUUUUAUUGAAGUUGUCACAGCAAUCUAAGUGUAAUAAACAUAUGGGCUAGUCCCGAGUUAAAUAAAGUUUUGUAUGUUAGUUCCUUUUGGAACUUCUGUCCUGUGUGGAUUUGUAGGGAUCCCAGUGACAGAGUCUUCAUACCUGUUUGCUGGCAAUAAUUAAAAUCACUGUAAGCAGAGCUGCAGCGGAAUAGGCAGAGGGGACACUACUUGCCUGGAAGGGUCCAGGGUCCAGGGUGGUCCAGGGUGGGAAGCAGCAGGGUGGUCAAGCUGCGGCGGGUAGGGGCUGAAGUGCUGAUGGUAAUAGCUAGAAAGUGUGUUUGACGGAGGUACCCAGUCGAGGAACCAGGCGGUCCGCCACAUUUGGUGGCAGCGGUGGAAUGGAUUCCUAGUGAGUAUAGGAACACCCUGGAGACACCAUUUGGAUUUAUAAUUGAUGGCAACGCUAGCAUUCGCGCAGAGGAGCUCAGCGGAAUGGAGUGAGCAGACCUCCUGUCAGCGUUCACCCUCAGGGACAAAAGUGACCCAGAAUGGAGAGAUGUAACCCGGGGGCUAUAUUGGGAAGAUGCCCUGGAAAAGAUCCAGUUUCAGUGGAGAGAGAGACAGCACUUGUGGGACCAGGUAGCCCAACGGAUGUCGCUUCUGGGAAAACAACACGAGGCAGAGCGGCUAAGACACCUGGAAUCCCUAAUAGAGAGAGAACUGAUCAUAGACAAUUCAUAUUGGGCACCGUGGUGGUACGCAAUACAACAGGAUGCCUGGCUGGCGGAGGGUGCCUCGCCAGAGGGAGAAGGCUACGGUGGCCCUGGCCUGUUAUGGAAGGCCCUUGAGAAGGAUGGUCAUGAUACUGGGCCAUUUAUGCCUACCGGAAUGCUGUGUUACAGUAUCCCUCAGUCCUGGGGCUGGGACCUGACUUUGCCCGUCUGGCUGCCAUGGAGUGGGAACUAGAGAGAGAUUAUGUAGAGCUACUAGACGCAGUUAAGCCACAGGACAGUGACGCAGAGUAGGAAAACUGGGUGGCUGACCCAGACCUGCCACUCUCUGGAGGGGGAGACCAGGCUGCUUCCCUAUGCGCUCCCGAAGUAGGAGAUCUGAUUGACUGGGAUGACUGCCCAUUGGCAGGUGGAGAUGGCACCGAGGUCUCUCCACCGGCCCUACAGGGAUGCUUGGUGUGGUGGCCACUCCAAGAGGAUGAGGGGUUUCACCGCCUGAGCUGUUCUUUUCCUCUUGUUCAGAGUGAUGUUUUCCUAUUUUCCAGGAUAGUAUAGCUGUAUAGCUCUUACAAGAGCUGGUGAUUAUAGCAGGUAUAGCUGAUCCCUACAAACAUGAGAUGAGACUCUAUGUUGAGGGUGCACAGAAACUGAUUUUAAUGGGGCCACACUUGGCCUUUUAUGGCAAUCCCCAUGCAAGGGGUACUCCCACCUGGACCUGGAAGACUGCAGCACAAAGUCACAGACCAAUGACAAAUGUGUUCAAGUGCAUGGCACUUCCAUAUACAAUCAUACAAUCGCUCCCCUCUGCUGGGAGAUAAUUGAGUCAGAUAUUGUAACAACUCAUUUAUCUCCAGGAGAAAAAAACACAAAUUUUUACAGACCCCAGAAAGUACUCCCAGAACUCAUGGGAACCCCACAACAGUUAUAUCCCCUGAUAGCCCCUAUCUGGGUGACCAACAUAUCCAUAAAUCACCCAAAUCGGUUCAGGGGUUCGGGAUUUCAAUGAAAGUCCUUUUUAUGACCGACCGCACACGAGGCUCCUGCCCAAAAUAGUACCAUAGAUUCAAACUGUGCGGUCAGUCUCUUUCGGGAGUCUAAAACAUAACAAAAUACCGAAGGUAUCAGUUCGUAUGAAGGCUGGUCGUGUGCCCCUCGUCCGGGGGUUUGGCUCUACCGAACGCCGUUCCAAAGACUCGAACUGAACCGAACAUACUUGCGGCUGGAAGUCCCAGCGGUGUUUGCGCUGUCAAGUGCACGAUUUUAGUUCCAUGCACACGAUGACCAAACACCGCUGUAGGCGUUCGCGGAAUUAAGAUGGCUGCUGCCUCGUGUUCGGCAAUACGAACCACGUCCACCCAGCCGACCACUUAGAAUGUUAUUAGCUUGUGGUUUCUCCAAGUCUGUUAAGUGGUCAUACAGGUUAAUGAGCGGCACGCAACAGCUCUGGGUGGUCUGGCCGUUCGGUUGUUUGUUCGGUAUUUGAACUGGGUAGGUUUUAAGUGUUCGGUUAGUACAUGUACCGAAUAAUUCAAGGUAGCACAAUUAAAAUAAACAGAAAAAAUUAACAGGGUGCAGUCCAUGGAGAAGGCAUCUCUCACAGUGGGCAGCCGGCCCAGAUCCCCAACCACAGCCGGAGAUACCAGAAGAGGAGACAGUUGGUAACCUCUUCUCAAUUACAGGGUGACCUUAUAGACUCGUCCUUGGGGGAACCCCAACUGGCAGGGACUGAGUAUGUACCAGGGAGAGGAGCUGAGCAGGCUUUCUCCUCAGCAGCAGAAUGAGUAUCUCACCAUAACCCAAGCUGCAGCGCUGGCAUCGGGACAGAGUGCCACUUUCCUCUGCCUCCAACCUGCUGUUGCUCCUGCCUGGGCCGCCAUCAGGUGGUGACAACCAUGAUGCUUGUCACAGGCCCGGCGGUCCUGGGCGUCUAGUACACACAAACACUACAUCCACUACACUAACACACUCUGCGUUCACUAUACACACUGCAUCCGCUACACAAACACACACUCUGCAUUCACUGCACAAACAGUAUCUAAUACACACAAACACUACAUCCAUUACACACAUUCUAAUUCACUUCCACAAUACACACCACAUUCAGUCCUACAACAUUUGCAGUGGACUAGGUAGGAGUCCUGUGGGUGCACUCGUGGGCGGGCCGGGAGGGGCCCAGACCUUGUGCUUUGUCAGGGGCCCCAAAAUUUCUGGUGGCGGCCCUGGCUCCUGCAUGUGUGAGAGCAGAGAGGCCCCAAGAGCUCACCAUACCACCAAGUGAAGUGCUGGCAUCGGAGAAGAGUGCAGCUGGCCUCUGUUCCCAACUAAAAAAGGAGAAGUCUAUUUGUCCCGCAUUGACUACAGUCUGUUUGUCCCGCAUUGAUGGGACUACAGUCUAUACUAGUGUAAUCCUACAAUGCAGUGCAGUUGUUCCAAAUCCCUAACUCAUUGGUUUAGAGACACCAGCCCCUCUAAAUUCUCUCCAACGGGUGACAGGAUUUAAGGGAGAGGGUGUAGUUGACACCUCUCCCCAGUGGUAGCUACACACUAUGGGAGAUGAUGAGAUUGGCUGGGUAAGUGACUCUUUUAAAACUGUAUUCUCUCCUGAACAUUGCUUUGGCGUUGGAAUCAACAAUAUGCUGGGCAGUCAGCCAGAUCCCCAACCCCCUGGCAUGGGGUCCUCAGCCACUCAGACAUCUCUCCAUCAGCAGUUGAUCCUUCAGGGAGAGUAACUUCCCCCCUCCCCAGCAGUAGCUCAAGUUACCAGGAGCGAAGAAAAUCGGCUCUCCCAGCAGCAGAAUGAGGAGCUCACCAUAACCAAAGCUGAAGUGCUGGCAUCGGGACAGAGUGCCACUGGCUGUGGAUUUGUGUCCUGUGUGGAUUUGUAGGGAUACCAGUGAUAGAGUCUUCGGACCUGUUUGCUGGUUGGAGGAUGCCUCUAGCCCUGGGAUAAAGCAAGAUAGCUAGGCUGGAGAGAAUCGCUGUUAGCAGAGCUGCAGCGGAAUAGGCAAAGGGGAUGAUACCUGCCUGGAAGGAGAGCUUUGACCACUGGAAGCUGGAUCCAGGGUGGGAAGCAAUGAUGAGACCCCAGCCAAGCUGCGGCGGGUAGGGGCUGAAGUUCUGAUGGUGUCCCGUUGAUAGCUAAGAAGCUUGUUUGGCAGAGGUACCCAGUCAGUCCGCCACAUAAGGUAUCAUCAGUAAGCUAUAGCCAAUAUCCCUCUAGGCACCGUGAGCAAGGUGAGCGAAAACCAGCUUGAGAUCUGAGCGGGGACCCACCGAAGGGCAGGCUAAUUGAGCUGUUGUCCGUUCUCACCUCUCGUUACUUGUUUUUCUGUCCUUAAUUUUAAAGGGCAAUCCAGAUGUGGACCCCUUGCUCAUGGUGCCUAGAGGGAUAUUGGCUAUACCUCACAGAUGAUACCUUAGAAGUUCGAAACCAUUGUCUGGCGUUGCCGUAUCUCUCGUGCAGAGGGAACUUGCUGGCAUUUUGGAUAUGGACUGCCCGUAUGGGUGGGACCAGUCUGAUAUGCUUCAUAUUUGUUCUCUCUGUAAUGGUACAAAAUGAGCUAAAACCAGCAUGAGAUCUGAGCGGGACCCACCGAAGGGCAGGCUAAUUGAGCUGUUGUCCAUUCUCACCUCUCUUGCUACUUGUUUUUCUCACAUUUAGAAUCCAGUCUAUGUAUGCAAGAUGUUUUGGAUUUGUGCUAACAUCAGUUACAUAUGUUUAUCAGCAUAAAUGUUUAUUAGUAAGUCAUGUUUCAGAAUAGCGCCACCUACCAGUUUGCUUGUUUGUCCCUUGUUUGGGAAGCAUAAUGCGGUAUUAUCAGAACCAUAACAGCUGUUACAUUAUGUAGACUAAAAAAGGUAUUUCACAAAAGCAGUGGGAGAAAAAAACACUUUUUUUUAAAAAAAUGACCACUUUAGUUUAAACUUUUUGACACAAAAUAUUAAAUCUUCUUUGUUAUUGUGUUACGCAAAUAAUUUUUUCCCCAGGAUUUCCUCUCGGAUCCACCAUCCAGUCAAAGACUAAAGGGAUCUGGAUGUGGUGCGUCCCUCAUCCUUCCAAGCCAGAACACACAUUGGUUCUACUGGAUACAGAGGGCUUGGGAGAUGUGGAGAAGGUAACUGCAAUUUAGUCAAACACAUGAAUUAUAUUUCUGUUUAUCAUCCUUUAAUGUGAUAACCAAACAAGUAGGUUGGGCUAUUCUGAAACAUUUCAGGACUAAACUAAAUUGUGAUAUGAAAUGUGAUUUAAUUAGAAGAAAUGAGGCUCAAAAAUGAAAACUUUGUAUUUUAAAUAUUCCUUCCUAUCUCUUACAGGGAGACAGUGUCAAUGAUGCCUGGAUCUUCUGUUUGGCUGUCCUCUUGAGCAGUAAUUUUGUGUUUAAUAGUGUGGGGACCAUAGACCAGCAAGCUAUGGAACAAUUACAGUAUCCUUUACAUUAAAACGAUUUACAUAAAGAGGUAUAACAUAACAAGGACAGGGCAGGAAAAUGUUCUAUCAGAAGUGUGCUUGAAAAGUAAGGUUUUUAGUACACUGAUCAGUCACAACAUUAAAACCACCUGCCUAAUAUAGUGUAGUCCCCCCUCGUGCUGCCAAAGCAGCUCUGAUGCAUUGAGGCAUGGACUCCACAAGACCUCUGAAUGAGUCCUGUGGUAUCUGGCCUCAAGACAUUGGCAGCUGAUCCUUUAAGGCCUGUAAGUGGCGAGGUGUGGCCUCCAUGGAUUGGUUUUGAUGAUCCAGCACAUCCCACAGAUACUCAAUCAGUUGGAGAUCUGGGGACUUUGGAGGCCAAUCAACACAUCUUGAACGCUUUGCCAUGUUCCUCAAACCAUUCCUGAAGAUUUUUUACAGUGUGGCAGGGUACAUUAUCCUGCUGAAAGAGGCCACUGCCGUCAGAGAACACCGCUGCCAUGAAGGGGUGUAUAUGGUCUGCAACAAUCUCUAGGUGGGUGGUACAUGUCAAUGUAACAUUCAUUUGAAUGCCAGGACCCAAGGUUUCCCAGCAUUACCCAGAGCAUAACACUGCCUCCACCGGCCUGCCUUCUUCCCAUAGUGUAUCCUGCUGAUCUAAAAGAUAACAUGAUUCAUCAGACCAGGCAACCUUCUUCCAUUGCUCUCUGGUCCAUUUCUGACAUUCACAUCCCCAAUGAAAGUACUUUUGGCGGUGGACAGGGGUCAUGGGUACACAGCCCCAUAUACAGUAAACUGCAAUGCACUGUGUGUUCUGACACCUUGCCAUCAUGACCAGCAUUGUUUUUCAGCAAUUUGAGCUAUAGAGGUUCUUCUGUGUGAAUAGACCAGGUGAGCUAGCCUUCACUCUCCAUGUGCAUCAAUGAGCCUUGGGCGCCCAUGACCCUGAUUUUGUUCACCAAUUGUCCUACCAAUUGUCUGCACCAGUUUUGGUAGGUACUAGUCACUUCAUACCGGGAACACCCCACAAGACUUAUGGUUUUAGAGAUGCUCUGAUCCAGUUGUCUAGCCAUCUAUUUGGCCCUUGUCAAAGUCACUCAGAUCUUUUUGCUUGCUCAGUUUUCAUUCUUCCAACACAUGAAAAUUUAAGAAGUGACUGUUCACUUGCUGCCUAGUAUAUCCAACCCCCUAACAGGUGCCAUUGUAAUGAUAUAAUCAAUGUUAUUCAUUUCACCUGUCAGUGGUUUUAAUGUUGUGGCUGAUCAGUGUUUAUCAUAUGAACUGAAGGCAUUGUUUGUAGUUAAACACUCAUUUUUAGAUUAUUUUAAUAAUUUAUAUUUAUUAUCAGCAAGACACAUUGUUGUCCAGGUCUGUUUUUUUUUUGUUUUUUUUAUUGUUUUUGUUGCAUAUCAAUUCAUUAUAUCUAAUUUGGACUUUUCAUUUGUUCAAUUUCCUCUUUCUGCUUUUUCCAUUUUCACUACAUUAUUAUUGCACAAAAUAUGGAAUGACAACAGUUUAGAUUGGUUUAUUGAACAGGAGUUGACAUUUCACUAACCAUCAUAUACAAAAUACAACCCACCUACUCGAAAUUCAUUGACAAAUGCUUUCCUAUGAACAGUUUGAAUGCGUGUGCGGCUCUCUACUUGGGAGCCGACGUGGGAAGGGGAGGAGAGGUCACCAGCGCCGAGGAAACCUGGCACUGGAUUAAGGUAAGUAACUGAAGGGGUUUUAACCCGUUCAGUGCAAAGGGAGGGGGGCCCUGAGGGAUGGGAGGGGGACCUAAGGAUGCUAUAAUGUCAGAAGAACGAGUUUGUGAUCCUUUAAAGUUUAUAUACAUAAACAGAAAAAACAAACAAACAUACACACGCACAAGAUAAAAAGAUUUCAGAAAAAAAGUAUACAAUUACAUUUACCUUUAUCACCCUGUAAAGAAAAAUCAUUCAGGAUGUAUAUAAAAAGUUUUGUCUAUAACAAUAAGAGUAGGAUGGAGGGGCUCUUGUGUAAAUAUAUUCAUCUUCAUGUAUGCAAUAUUAAAAAAUUAUCUGCUAAUAUAUAGCCAAGUGUUGGUGGAAAUGAACUCACAAAAUCGGAGUUUGAAUAAACCCCUAUGGAGAUCCACAGUAUAUGCCAUCAAUGGAGCAUUUAUAUAAUAGAUACAGUAAGUAAUGGGUCCCAUAGGAAGGGUAGCUCCUUUGGGGACAGUUUCAUCCUACAAGGUAACGUCCUUUUAUAUAAAGUAAAGUCUUUGUCAUUAUGGUUUUACAGAUACUUUUGUUUCAUACAAACCUGCAUUUUGAUAUCUGUUACUGGCAUCACGUUGUUAGAUUAGGUCUUUCUAGUAUCUGGUAUGUGGUCCUCUCUGUUGAUGGUUUCCACCUAUAUUAACACUAACAGUUUGAGAAUGGGUAGACUUUGACCUAUGCCUCUACGUGACAUUCAGUUGUACUUUUAUUUAAUGUGUUUAUAGCCAACUCUUGACUUGAUAGUGUUUCCUGUUGUGUUGAUAACCCAGACUGUACUGUCAAAAUGCCUUUUUUUCUGAGCUUGUCCCAGCUAUGUAACAGAACUAACAAAGAGGAUCCGGUUGAAAUCAUCUUCGGAUGAUACGUCUACUGAAUUCAGGAAGAUUUUCCCGACAUUUACUUGGUGUGUUCGAGACUUAUGUUUGGAAAUGGUACAUGACGGAGAGGAAAUAACACCUGAUGAAUAUCUGAGAAACUCUCUGCGAUUCAAACAAGGUAUCAGACGAGAUGCCAGAUGAAACACAAACAAUGCGAUUGUCUGUGAAUCUAAGUCAUAGAAUUCCCUGUAUCAAGAUAUUACUGAUUAUACCUUGUAUUCCCCAUUUUAAGACACAGGUAUUUGAACCACAAAAGCUUUUGCUUUUUUAAACGGUUGAUUUAAAGUUAUAAAACAUAUCUAGAGGAAAAUUGACUUAUUAAUUCACACAAAAUACAAGGCAAUUUGGAGAGAUCAUGUUUGAUGAUAUUCCAGCUAAAUUUCUUCAAUUUUAAAGAACCAAAAUUUUAUUUUGGAAUUGUCUGUAGGGUUUGUCCACAUAGAGAAUGUUUAGCACUUAUAAAAACAAAAAUAAUUCAGUGCUUGUGUGUCACAUGUUCAUUCUCACCUUGUGGUGUCUCUGGGGAUAACUACCUUACGGGCAUUGGUGGAGAUGUUGGUCGGCAGCCCUGUGCUGGUGUGUCUGACUCCUGCGGCAAAUUGAAAGACGUCGGCCGCUGCGGACCCAUAAUAAUUUAUAACCCCACGUCCGCCCACGGUAUUAACGAUGUCAACGUGCAUGCACGUUCUGGGGUCAGAGGCCGAGUACUGCCAAUCGGAUUUAAAGGAGACUUAUUUAAACUCCUUUCUUGCCUUUCCUUAUUGCCUUGUCAUGGAUUCCCUUAGUGGUUGUCCGAGAGUGUGUUCCUGAGCGUUUAUUUCUGGUUAUUGACUUUGGCUUCGUUUGACUUCCCUGCAUUCUGGUACCCUUGACUUUUGGCUUUCCCUCAUCGUUGUGUUUCAUUCUGUGUCCCUGACCUCGGCAAGUAUUCUGACUAUUCUCUGAUACGUUAAGUCCAGCCAUUCUAAGGCCGAUAAGACGUUACCUUUAGUCCUAGGUGUUAUACAGUUCUGCGUGCUGGAUCAACUAGUAUCCUGACAUUGUGUAAAUCUGGUUUAGUUCAAUGGGCAGUUUAAUUCCCAGGUCCAGGGUCUUUCUUUUCCCGUAGAAAUACAGUGAAACAGAGGGGUUGGUGUAGCGCCAAAGUUGUCCUUAUAUCAGCAUAUGCAACAACAAAAGACGUGGUAGAAAUUGUAGUGUAGUAAGUUGAGGGUUUAUGAGGAAAUAAAGAGUAAGCAAAUUUGAACUUUUGAUAAAGCCAUUUUUAUGGUGAAAGGGUUAUAGUGUAUUUUGAUACAGAGUGUAUUCUCUAUAUUGUUUUAACCUGUUUAUUUACUAUUUUAUAAAUAAAAGUACUUUUUUAUUGGACCUGAACAUCUGCUACUGCUGGAUUCUUGAACUUUAUAUAAUUGGUGGUGUUAUAUAGCAACUGUGCCUCUGGAUUGAGCAAAUCUUACUUUGCUCUAUUAAAUGUGAGUAGGUUUUACUUAUUUUAUUUGUUUUACACUCCAGUUUUAUUUAUUUUUUAUAUCUAUCUAUCUACAGAGAAAACCCAAUAUCACCUACAUCCUUGAGUGGGGAUUAUACCACUACACGCUACACCUUUGGAGCCACUAUUCUGGCUCCAAAAUAUGUGAGUACAUUAUUUUAUUUAACUACUGUCAGGAUUCCUUAGAGACCCAACACGCAGGAUGUAAAAGAACACGCAUACCGGGCCUUAGAAUGCCAGGACUUAACUUCAGGCAGAUAAAGAAUGGUCAGGGACAAGCCAAGGUCAAGGGAGCCAGAAAUCAUGGAAUCAAGGAAUGCAAGCCAAGUCAAGGGAACCAGAAAGCACAGAUUGCAAGAUACCAAAGUUGUGUCAGGAAUACAGAAAUGAGAACAGUCAGAAAACCGAGGUCAAGAUACAAGAACAUACUGAAAAGCAGAGCACUAUUGGGAACUGUGAGUAGAAACUCAACAGGGCAAUAAACUAUGGUUGAACUUGCCUUUUAUAGGCUGGAUCUUUAAAUUUGAAGCCACGUCCCUAAAACGUCCAAGUUUGAACGUUUUGGCGGGCCAUGACGCCAUUUGCAUCGUGACGUCGGCGUGUGCGCGAUGCAUCUUAAAAGGGGCGGAGCUACAGUUAGCAGCGUUGAAACCGCUGGAGUGGAGACUAGAAGCAGGAGCACGGCCAGAAACGUGAGUAAGCAUGACACCUACUCUUUCUUACAAUACCUGGCAUAUUGCACUGUAUAUGUUCCAUCUCUCGUACAUUUAUUCGUUAAUAUGCAUCUAGGUGUCAAUGCAUCUGAUUAAUUUGAGGCAGUCCUAUCCAUUUACGUGCUACCUACAGUCAACUGCGCUCUAUUAAAACAACAGUUAUAGUUUGUAUUUAUCUAAAUGUCUUCCUUUCGCCAUGUAUUGUAAUUCUUCAGCAGUGCAGUAACUUCUCAAAAGUCGAAGAUGUUUGUCUGUUUGAACUAUUUACAUCAAUACUUAUUUGUGAUUAACAGUUAAUUACAAGUACCCAAUUGUCGAGGUAGUGUUUUUAUAAAUAUAUUGAAACUAUAUUUUUAUUCCUCUUCCCACAAUUAAUUUAUAAUAUGGCCCAUGCAACGAACUGAUGUGUUAGUGUCAUUGUACUAUGUCUUCAAAUUAUGAGUUUAUUUUCGAGCUUGAGUUAAGUAUAUAAUGCAUUAUUUUCCUCCCACCUUCUUAAUUAUUUAUUUAUUUUGAUCAGGAGAAAUCAACAAUGUUUGAGAGGAUAUCUGAGUAGGUUUAAAUUGAUUAUUUAUGUGAAAUUUUACCACAUAUUUUUCAAUACAUUGCAUAGAUAAUAGUGAGAGAUUGAACUACAAAGUUAUUCUACUUGCAGGCUGAACAACAAUGCUGCGGGUAAAUACACCUGACUAAGUCAUAGUCAGUGGCUGCUUGGUGUCUUUAAAAUAUGGUUGUAUGUCCUACCUCAUUGACUUAUCCAAAUAGAUACAGUCAUUCUAAGUCAAUUGUUUUCUGAAAGUGCUGCUGUUUGACUGUUUCCCUGCUUACAUACCCUAGUAUUCAAUGACGUUAUACGGCGUUAUAUGACGUUAGCCGAUACAGUCUGCUAUAGAGGAUCAUUGCAUUAAAAAUUAAUAGGAAACACCCCAAACUCACUGUCAAACAGUAUCCCCAAGGAUACCACGCCAUGUCAGACACUAAAGCUAAAGGAGUUGCUAUCUAUUUCCAUAGGGACUGGGCAUUCACACCAUCCGACCAAUUUGCCAGUCGAGACGGGAGGAUACUAAUACUAGUGGGCUCCUUAAAUGGUUUAUCGGUAACUAUAGCUUCCAUUUAUGCGCCGAACGAUAAGCAAAAAACCUUCCUCAGCAAAGUGUUCAGGACAAUUGACAAGCUCAGAGUGGGCCAUAAAAUUAUAUGCGGGGACUUUAAUUGCGUUCCAGAUCCCGAUGUCGAUAUAAAACGAGAGGGGAACAAAUUACCACAACAACAUUCAAUCUCACUAGGCCAACAUUUUAGGAAAUUAUUGCACGGGCAUGACUUCUAUGACACAUGGAGAGCCUUGAACCCGAGCGGGAGGGACUACACGUACUACUCGUCGGUCCGUAGGACCUACACGAGAAUUGAUCUCUGUAUACUCGACACCAAAACAUUGCCCUUCGCCAUUAAGGCUCACAUCGGGCCGAUCACGUGUUCUGACCAUGCCCCAUACGUUGUCACUAUGCGCAUUCCGUACCCAGCUAAGGGUAGAGGCACGUGGCGCCUGAAUGAAGGUCUGUUAGACGUACCGGCACAUCUCCAACGACUACAGGCCCGGGCUGAGGAAUUUUUCGCUGACCAUGUUAACUGCUCGUCAUCCGACGCCACAAAAUGGCUGGCCCAUAAGGCGGUCAUGAGGGGAGAAUUAAUCCAGAUAGGGGCUAGAACAAAGAGGCUGCACAACACGACACUGGACAAGGUAGAGAAAGACCUGGCCACAGUAGAAUCCACCCAUAAAACAAACCCCACUACGGCAACACAUAAGCGACUGAUGUCACUUCGCACAACACUUCAUAGCCUCAACCUCGCUGUAACAGAAUGACACUUGAGGUUUUUGAAGCAAUCAUACUAUGUCAUGGGUAAUAAAGCUGGGAAAAUGCUGGCCAAUAAAGCGAAACAAACCAAAUUGCAAUCUAAAAUCCCGUACAUAACCUCCACAACUGGGGAUAAAUUAUACAACCCCCAAGACAUAGUGAACGAACUAGCGAAAUACUAUGCCUCAUUAUACCAAUUAGAAAAAGAUCCCUCCACUCACCAACCGACGGAAGACGAGAUAGCACGUUUUCUAGAUAGAGCGCCCCUAGCUAGUCUAACACAAGCACAACGAACCCAACUAGAGAACCCCUUCACGGAGGGCGAAGUAGAAACAGCAAUCAAAUCCCUCCCCAAACAUAAGGCCCCCGGACCAGACGGGAUAUCCAACUACUAUUACAUAAAACUGACCAAACAACUACUCACGCCUCUCACCAACCUAUUUAAUCACAUAAAAACUGCAGGGACUAUGCCCACGGAAAUGCUGGAGGCACAUAUAGUGACGUUACCCAAACCCAACAAACCCCCCACACACUGUGCAAACCUACGCCCGAUCUCCCUCCUGAACGCAGACACCAAACUGUAUGCCAAACUCCUCGCUUCUAGAAUUAAACCAAUCCUAGCAGACCUCGUCUCGGAGGAGCAAGCGGGCUUUGUCCAGGGGCGUCAAGUAGGGGACAACACUAGACAUUUCCUGAACAUGAGUGAAUGGGCGAACGCCUCACAUCAAGCGGGACUCUUGCUAGCGCUUGACGCUGAGAAGGCGUUUGAUCGCCUACACUGGAGGUAUAUGUUGCUCACCCUCACCAAAAUGGGAUUCCCACUAAACUUUAGAUCAAGCAUAAUGGCACUGUAUCAAAACCCUUCAGCAAAAGUUUUUAGCACGGGCUUCGUAUCUAACAGGCUCGCCAUAUGUAAUGGCACUAGGCAAGGCUGUCCCCUCUCCCCCCUAAUAUUUAUUCUAUGCUUGGAACCGCUAAUAAGGAUAGUAAAAAAUGAUCCCAAUAUACAUGGGCUGCACACCCAGGGGGGCGAAAAGAAAUUAGCUCUGUUUGCCGAUGACAUACUGCUGUUUGUUACAAACCCGGAGUCCUCCCUUCCCACUCUAAUGAGAACGCUGGUAGACUAUGGGGAGAUAUCGUACUAUAAAAACAACAUAACCAAAAUGCAAGCUCUACCCAUAAACCUACCAAAACCUACAUUAGAAAGGAUAAAACCGCAGCAUCCCUUUGAUUGGCGCACCAAUUCCUUAAAAUACCAAAUCCCUUCAAACGGUGACCAAAGAAAAUCACUACCCCGUGCUAAAGAAAAUCAAAUCCUCCCUCGAACAGUGGGCUAGCAUGGAUACCUCCUGGCUCGGACGUAUCAACCUAAUUAAAAUGAUGACACUACCACACAUCCUAUACCUAUUCAGAACCCUGCCCAUAUUCCUCCCGACUGCGCUGCUCAAACAAUUCCAAAGCACGAUCAAUGCACACAUCUGGAAGAGGAAACCCCCGAGAGUGAAUAAAGGGUGUCUGGGACUUCCUUAUGUCCAAGGAGGACUGGGGAUGCCGGACGUUACUGCAUACUACAGGGCCUCUUUCUUGGCACAGGGACUGCGACUCAUUAGGAACCAUAACCUCCCCCGUAAACCGCUCUGGCUGUCAUUAGAAAAUGAAUGCCUAGAGGCACAUGACACAGUCCAUUACUUAUGGACAUGCUCCUCGCCCCGAACAUCUGCGGGCACGACCCUGAGAUGCUCGAUCACUAUGCUUAAAGCAUGGAAGACCUGGUGUCCGAAGGUGCUGGACCCGGUACGAUUAUUUAGGGAGGCACCCAUCACAACACUCCCCAGGCAUACAGGUGGGCAAAUGGCUCAACAAGGGAGCGAGAUUAGUGAAGGAUUUAAUGUCAGGAGACGCGGUGAAACCAUUCCCUGAAUUGAAAGAGGAACUGGGGUUAGACUUGAGAGAUCUGUAUCUUUAUUUAAGAAUCAAAAACAUAAUAUUAACCCAUGGUAAACAAACAGCCGCUCGAACUGACUCUCCGGUACUCCAACCUAGCCACUUAUCUCUGACAAAAGCAGCAAAACCACUCUCCCUAUGUUACAAUGCGCUGGUCGCAGAUAACACCCCAGAUAAACUGAAAUACAUGGCAAAAUGGGAGCAGGACCUGGGAUUUCAUAUCUCCCAAGCAGACUGGCAGUCUGCAAGGGCAAAUACAAAACAGGCAUCGAGUAGCCUCUCGCUAUGGGAGGCCUACUGCAAGGUAACUAUGAGGUGGUAUAUGGUACCACAGAGACUAGCGAGUAUGUACUCAGGCGCUACGAACUUGUGCUGGAGAUGCGAGUCGGACACUGGAACCAUGUUACAUGUGUUCUGGAAAUGCCCGUUGCUAGACGGAUUCUGGAAACAAAUCCAAACCCUGAUCUCAAGUAAGACUGGCACCUCCAUCCCAUUGCGACCGGAAAAGUACUUAUUACAUGUUAUACCAGACCUAGACACACACCCUCACAAAAAAGUGAUUCUGAAUAUAUUGACGGUAGCAAAAGUAGCCUUAGCUGGUAACUGGAAAAGCAAACAAGUUCCUCAGGUAGAGGUGAUUAUCAACAAAAUGAAUGUGAUUAGCAUAUACGAGAAAAUGGCCAGCAAGCUGAAAGGAUGCCUAGGAAAGUAUGAUAAAGAAUGGGUAUGUUGGGCGGCUACAUAGUCACUGAAUGACAACUAAGACAAACCGACUGCUCGAACCAAAUGGUUAACCCCCAUAGCGGGCCAGUAAGGAAUCACACAGGCGCAAACGUUAGGGGACCAAAGGGGUUAGGGCGUUGAGGUGCUCAGGCGAACAUAUAGCCUCAUCAAUCUCACAAGUUACAUAAGGAAGGUGAUUUAUAAUGUACUGCUGGCUGUGGUGUGAAGCUGUGACCAGGGAUUUCCCCCCCCCCCCCCCUUUUCCUUCUGUAUCCCAUCCCCUUCCAAGUUAUAUAUAAAAAAAAUGCACCGCAUGCUUUGAAGCUGUAUGCAUCACAUCGAACAUCGCCUGACACACAGAUUAUUUGUAUAUUUAAUUGGUUGAUUGACCAAUUGAGUGAGAAGUACGGCUGGAUACAGGGCGAAAUGUAGAAUGUGGCGGACUGUAAUUAUUUACCAUGUUAUGUGUUGCAAAUGUCAUUCAAUAAAAAUGAUAAAUGAGAAAAAAAAAUUAAUAGGUACAUCACUACAAGUGCUACGCAUACAUCUAUGGACUGGAGUCUUUUUUCCACCUAAACUGCUAUGUAACUAUUUAGAUGUAUGCACAAUGUAAGCCAGAUGUAUGUACAGUAAUAUAGUGUUUUCCUUCUGUGUAACCAGAUAACAGUAAGAAUGCUGAGGACUACAACCGUCCACGGAAAUGCAUCCUAGAAUAUUUCCACUCACAUAAAUGCUUUGUGUUUGAGCGUCCAGCUUCAACAAGAAACCUGCGUCGUCUUGAAGAGCUUCAGGACUCUGAUCUGGAAGAGGAGUUUGUUGAACAGACCCGUGUCUUCUAUGAAUACAUCAUUAAAAAUGGAAGUGUUAAAACUAUUGCAGAAGGAAAACAAGUUACUGGAAAAAGUGAGCAACAUUAAAAUGGUAUUUUUAAAACGUUCAUUCAAAAACUUGCACAUUACUGGAGCACCUCUAGGCAUAAUAACCUCUAAAGAACGUUUUAGUGGUUAUAGUGCCAGGAGAACCUAGGACCUCCCAAUGUGCAAUAUGUAAAAUCCAUUAGCUCAGUAUGCUUACAGUACAUUAUUGGUAUGUAUUUCAUAUUUACAAGGAAUUAAUUCCACAAGAAAAUCAGCAUAACACAAGAAAAUUAUUUCAUUGCCUACCUAACGUGAAAACCCAUCUCUGCUACCUAACAUGAAAACCCGUCUCUGCUAAUUAACCCAGUGAGUGCCGUCUUUUAGAGAAGCAAAGGGCUUGUCCAACAAUGAGAAGGUUGUAAAAAAUUAAAAUCCCAAAAUAAAGGGCAAAGGAGAUGGGGGAUACAGACAGAGGUGGUUCCAGAGCAGCAUUAACCAUAGGACGACUUAAGGCGGCCACCAAAGGUUCAGCGGUUAUACAGGGGUCUAGAACCAUGAAUUUGCUUGGCUCCAUUAAUCAUCCCUAUGUGAAGAAUGAAGGAACGGGGAGAGGGAGGGAGGCAGGGACAAACCGGUAAACUGUCCAGGGCCCUGUGGGAUCUUAAUCCUGCUUUGGGUGAUCCUGGAAAAUAAGUCAGUCUGAAAUGAAGAACUGUUUGGUGUUUGCUGGAAAAGAGGACAUGAGCUGCUACUUGCUCAGGAGGCUACGUAGAUACACCCAGGGAACAAGCACUCCUAAAUUCAUUCCAGGUGCUGAGAAGGGAUGAACUGCACAAUGGGACAGAGUCUUCAUCUGGAUCUGGUACCAACACUCCCAUUCCCUGUACAUACACAUUACCCACACUGGUUACAUGCAUUCACACACAGCAGGCCAUAUUCACACACAACAUGUAUGCAACAACCAGUCAGAUUAUUGGCACUGAACAGUUUUUGUGGAUUCUAAACAUUUUCUAUAGCAACUAUUUUAACACAGCAAUGGAAUGAAGGGAAGUUGACUAGGGGAAUGCAUGGGGGAUAUGCUUAGAAUAAUUAAUUUGGGCAUGUUCCAAGACAUAUUAUGACCGGGGUAAUGAAUAGGGAGCUGUAUGGCUUGGGAGAAGUUCAAUGAGUUAAUAUAGCUGGUGGACAAUAAAUUGAAUAUUUUAUCUUGGGGGAACAUAGCUAAGGGCCAUGAAAUUGAAGAAAAGCAUUGGGGAUGUAGGGAAAAAUUUAAUUCUGUGGGUGGAGCUAUCUGAAUUUGGGAGGGUGGAGGCACCUUGUUCAUACAUCAGGCAGCACAAUGACAUGGGCAAUCCCUGGAUGCAAGGUGUGCUGACAUGAUGGAAGGAAGUUGAUAUGGACAGUACAGUGGAUUCUGAAGUGGAGUCAUUUUUAUUGAAAGGAUGUUCAAACAUUAUGAAGAUGAAGGGAUGAAGUCUGAAAUAAUAUGAGGAAAGGUAGUGCUAUGAUAGAGAUGUAGCAUAAACGAAACUGGAAGAUUCAGGGGGGUGGCUGAAGAAUUGUCGACUAUUGUCAGCCCCAUCAAUAUUAGAGAUAGCCUUGGAUAAAGUCCUAAUUUAAUCCAUAGACAAAUAUUAGCACUGUAUUCACAGAAAAACUGCAUACACAAUAAAAUAAAAACUAUUACAAUGAAUGCAAAAUAAUAAAAAAAAAAUCUAAUGACCAAAAAAUAAAUAUUAGAGCGGUUAAAAUUUAACUACAAAUAUGAAGAAAUUGUUGCAGAAUAAGUAGGAGAGAAGAAGAAGAUUAUUAGUAUUAUUAAUUGUUGCUGCUAAGCUUUGAGAUAGUGUCCCUUCUAAAAUCAGUUAAGUGGUGAGUGUACUUUUUACCUGUGACAUGUAAUAUAAAUAAAUUGCACCACCAUAGUGCAAUGUAUGUGGUUACAGUGAGGGCAAAUGUGUGCGUGUUCUCCUCCUACAUCUGCUGAGGGUGAGGGAUGGAGGACGUGUUACGUUGAGAGACAUUAUAGGUCCUAGCUAAGUGCAUAAAAUGUAUUUGAUUUAAAAGCUAUGCAAAUUAAUUAAUAUUUUGUUUUGAGAUAAUAUCCUUUUUUUUGUAUCCUAGUGCUAGGAAACCUUGCCGUCUCAUAUGUGGAGACCAUACAAAGUGGCUCCGUGAUUUGCAUGGAGAAUGCAGUACUUGCCAUGGCAGAAAUUGAGAAUGCAGCAGCUUUGAAGAAUGCCAUAGCCAAAUAUUUGGCUGAAAUGGGCCAACAUGCAAAAAGGUUUCCAACAGAGACACAUGAAGCAUUCCUGCGUUUACAUCAAAUGUCUGAGAAGAACGCAAUUCAAGUAUUCCUUCAAUGUUCAUUUAAAGAUGAAAACCAAAAACACCAACACCAACUUAGGGUCCGUAACUGAAGAACAAGAUUUUAUAUAAAGUUAAGAAGUCAUGUUCGGAUUUCACAACAACAAGCACAAUUGGUUCACAUUCAGUUUGGUUUACAACCACCAGCUGACGAUCUCAGCCAGUGAGCUAAGCUUCACUGCCCAUAACUCCAUCCUCUGCAAUGAUUUUGUUAAAACUUUGUACAGUCCCAUAGCAAAGUGUUAGAGCAAGGGUUAGCAAGCUUUGGCACUCCAGAUCUUGAAGACUAUAUCUCUAUUGAGGCUUUGUCAGCAUUAUGGUUGUAAGAGCAUUAUGGGAGAUGUAGUCCACAAAAUCUGGAGUCCCAAAGGUUAUCUGCCACCCCACCCCCUAUUUUUUAAAAUUCGUUAUUUUUGUGUGGAGCAAGACAAACAUUAUGAUGAUAUAGAAUGCAAUAAACAUCCACUUUUUAAAUGAGGGAAAGCAAUCAACAGUGCAGCACAAGGGUACCAAGUUAAUAUAAAAAAAUAAAAGAGUGAAAAAAUAGCUAGUAUUUCUAUGAGAUUUCAAGAGCACAACAUAUGUAGGUUUUAGUGAGAACCUACAUCACAUUUUUGUUUAGGUAGUGCAAAGAUAUGUGAAACUUGGGGAUUUAUGGCAGCUGUAAAAACCUAAAACAAAUAAAAAAAAAUAAGUGUGUUUUAAUGUUUUUGAUUAUUUUUGUUUAGAUUUUUAAAUGGAUUAUCUAUACAGUGCAUUAAAAGAAACGCAUCUAUACCAACAUGGAGUGAAAAUAAAUAAAUAAAAAAUCACUCAAAAUUGUUACUACGUAAUGCAAUCACUGUGUUAAUGAGGUUUUAACAAGUCACAUUUUACUUAUUUACCAACAGGAUACACUCCAAAUCAAAAUGGAGUACUAUUUCAAAGAGAAUGUGAAAAAAUCCGAAACUGUGUGCAGGAUAACCCUCGAGAACCUGUGUAAAUUCAUGGAGGUCAAGCUAUCAAGGGGUCAAUACAUGAGACCCGGGGGACAUCAACAAUUUGUGGCAGACAAAGAAUGGAUACAAGAAGAAUUCAGUAAGAAAUCAGGGAAAGAGAUGAAGGUACAUCUGUUAAACCACAUGUUGGCUGCUAAAAUAACUCUUUUAGAAAUCUAUGCAUAGAGGAAUUAUUGAAAUUCAACACAGUUUGCUAGGCCUAGCUAUGAGGGAGUAUUUAAAACAAAAAUAUCCAUAUACAAUAAUUUCAGACCUAUAUGGAUAGGUUAGGGAUAGCAUUAGGGCUUUGGGGCUUUAUUUUAUAGCAGCGGAAGAAUGAAAAUCAGGGACUAGUUACCUUUCAGCAGGUCUAAAUGCAGGCUUUCUGAAUAAUCUUGUAACGUUUCAUUAUGAUGAAUCACACUUCCCAUACUUGGUAAUCAUAAACCAUAACAAUGUAAACCAUGGCUGGUGUUUGGAAUGUUAAAAUACAUUUAAAAUUCAGAGCUAAUCUAUAGAUGUGGUUUGCUUUUUCAAAUUCUCUUCAUUAUCUAAGCUUGGCUUGGCUUCAUUUAUAUUUUCUCCAGUACACCCCAAAACAUUCUUGGAUAAAAUUAUUUGUUUUAAUGGUAUUUCAAAAUUUUUGUUCCUUAAAUGAAAGGCCACUGAGGUUCUGCAGGAUUUCCUCAAUCAGAAAAAAGAUGUUGAAGUGGCAAUCUUGCAGGUUGACUACACUCUCAAAGAGAAUGAAAAGAAGAUUGCAGGUGAGAGAACAGAUGUUUUGGGGAGAUAUCAACAACCCAGAAGCACUGAAUGUCGGUGAAGUAUCUGGAUCAGAGUUACAGCAUUGUUGUAUUCUACGCAUUCUGUAGAUACUGAAGAUACUGUAAAACAUUGCAUGCAUGGGAAAAUAGAUAGAUGGUAUUGGGUAUGAUUGAAGCACUCAGUGUAGGGGAAAGAUGAAAGCAGAAUGCUGUAGAGUGCUGUAGAUGUUCAGUGUAGGGAUUGAUGGAAAUCGAAUAAAAGCACUAAGGAUAAGAAAGAGGAAGGUUAGAAAAGUGAUAACUUUCCCUUAUAACAGAGAUUUAGGGACAGUAAUGGGCUCCCAAUAGGUGCGCUGACCAUUUGAUUCAUCGGUUUUGUGGCUUUGCACUUCAGCAGCAUUAUGUCAUGCUUUGUAAAGUAGUUGUUCUAGAGGAAAAUAAUCAGGCUCAGAGGUGCACUGGUGUGAUACAGAAAAACAGAAUCGUAAAAAUGAUUUUCAAUAAUUAUUUAAGUUAUUAUUUUUUUGUUUUAAUUUUCACAACUUCAAACAUCAGAGCAGCAAGCAGAGAAAGAGGCAGCAGAGAGGGCUAUGGAAAACUUCCAAAAGGAACGUGAAGAGAUGAGAAAAUUGAUGAAAGAACAGCAAAGAAAUUAUGAACAGCAUGAGAAGAUGUUAAUUGAGAAACUGAGACACGAAAACCAGAAGGCAAUCCAAGAGAAUGAACGGAUAUUAAAACAAAUGUUUCAGGUAGAAACAUAUUUUCAAUAAUAGUGUAAUAUGACAACUAACAAAACGAAAAUAGGGAAUGACGUAACACAAAUCAUAUUAAAGAUACCAAAUAAAUGUGGGCAGCUACACACCUAGGAGAGCGACUUGAAAGAAGAUUAAUAUUCAAAAAGUAUUAGUGUGUGCGCUCCUAUUGAUAAAGUGUGAACCAAUAAUAUAUAAUAGUAAUAUUUAAUAUAUAUACACACAGACAACAGUAAUUGAUAAACUAUAACUCUUAAUAAUAAAAACCCCCACUAUAUAAGUAUAUAAUAGAAAUAUAAAAACCUGCAAGGGGAGUAAGCAUUUAGGCAAUAAUAAAAAACACUAUACAGGUACCAUGAAUGAACAUAAAAUAAAUUCUGAUUGCAAUGCUGUAAAUAAACAACCGCAGUCACAGAAAUAGAGAGCCAAAAAAUGUAUCACAAUGUAGAAUAAAAUUAUUGAUAGUUUAGCAUAACACUGUUACAAGCAAACAGCUCAAAAAUGUAGGCUGUAGCACUACCCUCCCAAAAAGGAAGGAAGGGUUUUAUCACCUAAGUGGUGAACCAACACUGGGUCUAUAAAACCCCCAAAAAAGGAAAACAGUGUCUUAAACUUUAAAAUAUUUAAAUUAAAUUAAACUAAGGAUUGAAUAAUUUGCAUGGGGCUCUAAAUGUGUUAUGUGCUUGAGACUUACAACAUACCCUACAAUGGAUACAUCCAAACACGCAUCAAUGUAAACUAGAUAUGUAUUUAGAUGUAUUCAGAGAAGGCUUGUAGCGGAGACCUGGUAUUUCACAGGUUAUCUCCACUAAAGAUACCAGUGAGGCUCAGGAACAAGUAGUAAAAAUACCAUAGAGUGAUAAUCCCAGCAAACAAGGUAAUCCACGAAUAUCCCCAUACAGAUCCCAAUGACUGGACGACACACAGCAUCAGGAGCAGAACUGACCUUUAAUCCACACAACCUCCUUAUAAAGCAUUCUACCAUGCAAGGGAGGGAUUCAUCAUAAUUAGGACAGUAACCAAUAAUGUCACAGUUACCUCCCACACAUCUCCUCGCCUCAGUGUGACACAUAAUCCCAUUAUACAUGCUGCAGUUUUCCCCGAGUUCUGGAUGUACCCCAAAACAGUUAGGUACAAUGGGCUAAGUGGCACCCCCUAGUAGCCCUGAUCCGGAUGACCAACAUAUCCAAAAUUCACCCAGAUCAGACCAGGGGUUCUGGAGUUAUGUGGAAGGGACAAUUUGACCGACCACACGAGGUGGUAGCCGAAAAGGGUUCCAUGUGUUUUGGCCCUGCGGUUGGUCUCCGUUCAGGAGGUAAAAUACACAUAAAAACCUGACAUCCACGAUUAACAUUGCAUUCGCAUGAAUUCCCUUGUUCGGUACUUUUAACUCACCGAACGGGGGGCUGAUUAGCCUUCCCGUUCGGGAGUUACAGAGCCCUGGAGGUCUCAGCCUGGACCGCCACUGUUCGUGGGUUUUGCCCUUCUUUGUUAUGUGUGUUACUUGUAUAUUCGUGUGCUGUGCCUGUUUCCCAUUCGGGAGUGCUUCCACAAAGGGAAUUCAUUCGCCUCCCGAAUGGGACCACCCCAAUGAAUCACUUAUGGGACCUGGGAAGAAGACCCCCCCUGUCACCAGAAGUGGGAACAUUUGGGUGGUGGGAACAGGUUACUCUGUACUUUUAACUCCCAGAACGGGGGGCUGAUUAGCCUUCCCGCUCGGGAGUUACGGAGCCCUGGAGGUCUCAGCAGUGUUCAGGUAAUUGAGUGUCCGAUUUGAGUUCCAGAUGCCGAAUGGCGGCCACCCAGAUACAUGCACAAAGUACCAAUUAACCUGCGGUUAGAGAAGUGUGAAGCCUAAUAAGGUGCACACUUCUCUCUGGGGUGGUCUACUGGUUCGGUAGUUUUCAUUCGUAUUCCAUAUGGAUGAAAACUACCGAACAAUCAUACGAAUACUACAUCAAUUUUUAACUAUACAGCAGAAUAAACACACAAAUUGCAGUUUAACACAGUCUUUUAGGACAGCCUUAAUACCAUCCGCUACACUGCUCCCCCUUGCCCACAAGCCGGCAUACACAGUCUGAUCCAACACUGAUCGGCUUGGGGAUGUCCGGGGAUGCUCACGGAUCAUUUCUCCAGGUCUGUUUGUCUCGACAACCCGUCAGCAUUCCCAUUCUGUUUCCCCGGGCGGUACUGAAUGUUAAAGUCAAAGGGCUGCAGCGCUAAACUCCAGUGCAGCAGCCUGGCAUUGUCCCCAGCCACCCGGUUCAGCCAUACUAACGGGUUGUGAUCCGUGAGCAAUGAAAAGGGCUGUCCAUACAAAUACGGCUGCAAUUUCUUCAGGGCCCACACCACAGCCAGGCAUUCCUUCUCGAUAGCGGCGUAGCUCACUUCUCUGGGUAGUAACUUGUGACUGAUGUAAGCCACGGGAUGUUCUCCGCCUUCGGCCCCGACUUGGCUCAGUACUGCCCCCAAUCCAAACAUAGAAGCGUCUGAACCUCCGGUAGUGUGUUGUGGUCUUGGGUGCGGGCCUGUUGUCAGGUGACCAUGGGAUGAGCUUCCCCUGUGGUUGGGGUCUGGGGCUCAAAAGCAGACGUGAGCCUUCCCAGAUCAUUCCCAAGCAAAACUUCCAUGGGCAAUUGCGGCAUCAACCCCACUUCCACGUUUCCUGACCCCCAAUGUAGAUGAACCCUUGCUGUAGGUAGCCGGUAUACUGCUCCCCCGGCUACGCUGACGGCUACAGUCUUGCUUGUCUUGGCUUUAUCCGAGACUAGGUGACUCUUGACCAGGGUUAUAGUGGCUCCUGAGUCGCGGAGUCCUUGGACAGCUUUACCCUCCAAAUAUACGGUUUGUCUGUGAUGCUGGCGGUUGUCGGUAUUGGCAUGUACGGGAUCUGCUUCGUGUAGCACUUCCCACUGUUCCAUGGUGGUGAUUGGAACUGCUGACCCAGAGGGUGUUGUGCUCUCAUCCUGGUAUUAGUGAGUGGCUGCUCUCGUUGGUGGUGGUGGUCCCGGUCGGAUCCAGGUGGAUCAGUCUCUAAGUUGUGGGCAUUCUCGCUUGUAAUGUCCCCACUUCUGGCAGUGGUGACAUUGCACAGAGCCGGGCUGCCGGAAUCUCGGUGGGGCAGCAGUUGGUGGGGGUGGUAGUUGUCGGGGUGGUGCUACUGUGUUGUUGGGGUAGCUUGCCCCCCCUAAGGGCCUUACAGCGGUCUUGAUAACUACAGGUUUUUGUUGCCUACGAGCAUCCAUGUAGUCAUAUGCUUUUCUAGCUGCCUCCGUGAGGGAUGUAGGGUUGUCGUCCAUUUACCCAUUCCUGGACAUCUGCUGGUACUCCCUCAAAAAAUUGUUCCAACAGCACCAUUUGUAAUAUGUCCUCCAUGGACCGUGCUUUGUUAGCCUGUACCCAUCCAAGAGCCGCCCGCAGUAGUCUACAAGCCCAUUCUGCAUGGGAGUCUUUUUCUGCCUUCUUUAGUUCCCUGAACAGCCUUCGGUAUGCCUCUGGUGUGAUGGCAUACCGAGCCAAUAUAAUUUCUUUUACCCGACGGUAGUCACAAAUGUUGCCAUCAGGUACAGUACGGUAAGUUUCUGCUGCUCUCCCGGUUAAUCGCCCAGCUAAAAUGGGGACCCAAUCUUCUGAGUUGAUGUUAUGCAAGGCACACAGUCUUUCAAAAUCUUGCAGGAAAGCAUCUAUAUCUUCCUAUGCCUCCACAUACAUUUUAAAUGCCUGGUACGGUAUUUUUGGCUUACCCUCUGGCAUCCUGUUUACUGUUGAGCUGCGUUCUGGGGUUGCCGUUACCCUUUGCCUCAGCAUGAACUCCUGGACUUCUGUCAUUGUCUUGGAGAUGAUCUCUGCCGGUGGGUUCUCUCCAUUAAAAGACAGCCUAAAUUGCAGCUGCCUCUGGAACUCCAUUUGUUCCUGUCUUUCUGCCGAAUCACUAUGUUCGGAAACUGAACUGCCAUCUGUUCAGUAUUCCGCCAUUAGUUCGGUAAUGAGUACAGCUUUCGUUUUAUUGCUGGCUUGAUUGCCCCUUGCUUCCAGGAGGUCUUUAAUCGUGGAGCAUUUUAGUGUAGAAUAGUCAAUCUCCAUCCGUACUCCAUUGCUACUUGUUCCUCUGUGAGUCUGGAUCCCACUGCUGCCACCAAUGUAGCGGAGUCCUGGUAUUUCACAGGUUAACUCCACUAAAGAUCCCAGUGAGGCUCAGGAACAUGUAGUAAAAAUACCAUACAGUAAUAAUCCCAGCAAACAAGGUAAUCCACGAAUAUCCCCAUACAGAUCCCAAUGACUGGAACACACACAGCAUCAGGAGCAGAACUGACCUUUAAUCCGCACAACCUCCUUAUAAAGCAUUCAUCAUAACUAGGACAGUAACCAAUAAUGUCACAGUUACCUCCCACACAUCUCCUCCCCUCAGUGUGACACAUAAUCCCAUUAUACAUGCUGCAGUUUCCCCCGAAUUCUGGAUGUACCCCAAAACAGUUAGGUACAAUGGGCUAAGUGGCACCCCCUGGUAGCCCUGAUCUGGGUGACCAACAUAUCCAAAAUUCACCCAGAUCAGACCAGGGGUUCGGGAGUUAUGUGGAAGGGACAAUUUGACCGACCGCACACGAGGUGGUAGCCAAAAAGGGUUCCAUGUGUUUUGGCCCUGCGGUCGGUCUCCAUUCAGGAGGUAAAAUACACAUAAAAACCUGACAUCCACGAUUAACAUUGCAUUCGCAUAAAUUCCCUUGUUCGGUACUUUUAACUCACCGAACGGGGGGCUGAUUAACCUUCCCGUUCGGGAGUUACAGAGCCCUGGAGGUCUCAGCCUGGACCGCCACUGUUCGUGGGUUUUGCCCUUCUUUGUUAUGUGUGUUACUUGUAUAUUCGUGUGCUGUGCCUGUUUCCCAUUCGGGAGUGCUUCCACAAAGGGAAUUCAUUCGCCUCCCGAAUGGGACCACCCCAAUGAAUCACUUAUGGGACCUGGGAAGAAGAACCCCCCUGUCACCAGAAGUGGGAACAUUUGGGUGGUGGGAACAGGUUACAAAGGGGAUUCUGGGAAGGCGACUUUCUGUUACCAGAAGUGGGAAGCCUGUGGUUGGGUGGCGGGAACAGGGGACAAAGAGACUGGAGUUCUGUUUCCGCAAUACGACCCCUGGGAGGGGGAGGACCAUGGGAGGGGACACUGUCAUUGUGUGGUGUACACCCCAUUCCAGGGGGUUUUGCAUAAAAGCCGAGUGUGGCAAAUAAAGUGUUGUUGUACCUCCAGAACUGUGUCUCGUCCAGUUACUGCAGGAAAAUGGGUCUCUGUAUAUUCUAAAUGGUUCCUGAUUGGCUGAAGAAAGGGAGGUAAUCGGUCAGGUUACCAGGUGGUCCGCUACACAUGACAUGUAAGAAUUACUCAAUUGGUAAGCAUUUCAAACACAUUGAGAUAGGGUGCUUCUUUAUAGAUAUGGAGAGAAAAACAUGUAGCAAGAGAGAUGAGAACAGACAACAGCUCAAUUAGCCUGCCCUUCGGUAGGUCCCUGCUCAGAUCUCAAGCUGGUUUUAGCACUGUCCGUUCAGCUCGCAUCUACCCCAUGGAUAGAAGAAUCCAUGUCUUUUUUGCCCCCCUAUCAUCCAUGUCUCUGUUCCUCUCCCUUUCAUGUCUUUUCUCCCCCUACUUCCAUGUCCUGAAUGUCAUUUGUAUUAUAUGCAGUGUGUGUAUCGAAUACAUUGUGUGUGUGUGUGUGUGUGUGUGCGUAGUGGAUGUGCAUGUAGUAGUGUCUGUGUAGUGCAUAUAGUGUUGAAUAAGUGCUGGGUAGUGAGCCAUUUAAAUUAAUUUGAGCUUAAAGGGACACUAUAAUCACCAGAAGAACUACAGCUUAUUGAAUUUUUUUCUUCUGAGUAGAAUCAUUACCUUAAGGCUUUUUGCUGUAAACACUGUCUUUUCAGAGAAAAUGCAGUGUUUACAUUACAGCCUAGUGAUGACUUCACUGGCCACUCCUUAGAUGGCUGUUAGAAAUCCUUCCAGUGGCGUACAUACCAGGGUCGCAGGGGUCGCGGCUGCGACCAGGCCCAGCCCACCAGGGGGCCGGGCCGCCCCUGCGACCCGGUAUGCACCCACAGGGUGCGCGAGGGAGCUGAAGAGGAAGCACAGAGGGGAGAGUGCUCCCUCGCGCGCCGGCCACCCAGACAGCCAGCGCGCCCGUCCAGCAGCACCACUGGACCCCAGGGAUUAAAUGUUUGUGUGUUAGUGUGUGUGUGUGUGUUAGUGUGUGUGUCAGUGAGUGUGUCUGUUAUUGGGUGUGUGUCUGCUAGUGGGUGUGUUACUGUGUGUGUCUGUUACUGAGUGUGUUUGAUGUCUGUUAGUAAGUGUGUGUUUGUCAGUGAAAGUGUAUGUUUUGUAAGUGAGUAUGUAUGUCUGUCGUUGAGUGUGUCUCUGUCAGUAAAUGUAUGUGUCUGUUAGCUAGUGUGUAUGCGUCUGUUCGUGAAAGUGUGUGUGUCUUCAGCAUUUACCUUUCUCCAGCGUCGGACUCCCUUGGCGCUGGGGAUCCCUCCGCCUCUCAGCUCCGAAUGCACAUGCACGGCAAGAGGCGCGCGCGCAUUUAAACCACCCAUAGGAAAGCAUUACUCAAUGCUUUCCUAUGGACGUUCAGUGUCUUCUCACUGUGAUUUUCACAGUGAGAAUCGCAGAAGCUCCUCUAGCAGCUGUCAAUGAGACAGCCACCAGAGGCUGGAUUAACCCUCAGUGAAACAUAGCCAUUUCUCUGAAACUGCUAUGUUUUCAGCUGCAGGGUUAAAACUAGAGGGACCUGGCACCCAGACCACUUCAUUGAGCUGAUGUGAUCUGGGUGUCUGUAGUGGUCCUUUAAGUGUGUGUGCAUACUGCGGUCGCGGGGUCGCAGCCCUGCAACCCCUGCGACCAGGUGCCCGCCGCUAUGUGUUGCGCGGGGGGGGGGAGGGCACGGAUCAAUUUUCACACCGGGGCCCCAUGGGUCAUGUGUACGCCACUGGAUCCUUCCUGGGUCAUGGCUGCCUAAAAUACAUCCAAACGUUCAGUAUCUCCACCCUCUGCAUGCAGACACUGAACUUUCCUCAAAGAGAUGCAUUGAUUCAAUUCAUCUCUAUGUGGAGAUGCUGAUUGGCCAGGGCUGUGUUUGAAUUGAGCUGGCUCUGCCCCGAUCUGCCUCUUUGUCAGUCUCAGCCAAUGCUAUGGGGAAGCAUUGUGAUUGGAUCAGGCUACCACUUCUGCUGAUGUCAGCACGCAGUGGGCAGAUCAAAAGGGAACAGGGACAAAGCCUGCAGCUUCAGGCUUAAAUACAAGUAAGAUUUUCCUAUUUAGAGAGGCAUGAGGGGAACGGGGGGGAGGCUAGAUGGUGGUUUUAACCAUAUAGGGUCAGGAAUACAUGUUUGUGUUUCUGACCCUAUAGUGCUCAUUUAACUACCCUCCCUGCCUUGUACCUAUGGGCUGGAAAGGGAGGGACAGUGUGUACAAAGGUGACAGUAUAGGGGGGCAGUGUGUAGGAAGGUGACAGUAUGGGGUGCCGUAUGUAGGAAGGUGACAGUGUGGGGGGGGAACUCUGUUGGAUGUUGACAGUGUGGGGGGCAGUGUGUGGGGAUAACAGUGUGGAUGGACAGAUUAACAGACAUCAUGCUCUCACUGAUACACACUUACUGACAGUCAUUGUUUCACACACUGUUUAACUAAUACACACGUUCACUGACAGACACACACUGACAUGAACACACUCUCAGAGACACAUGCACUCAGUGAAAUACACACAUUCACUGACAGACACAAAUACACUCAAUGACAGACAUACACACACCCACACACACACACACACUCACUCACUCACUCACACAUUCACUGGCAGACACACACACAUUCUCUCACACACACACUCACAAAUUACUAAUAUUAUUUUAGUUUGUCCACCCAGCCUCCCUACCUUUGGGAGAGCUGGAGUGGAUCUGUACCUGGGGUCCAGUGAGGCUGCUGUGAGCACAUCAGAGGCGGCGAGGGAGCUGUAAUCCUCCUACUCUGCUCCCUCGCAAGAUGGAUACUGAUGCAGGGAGCCAGAAUAUGACAUCAUAUUCUGGCUUCCAGCAUCAGUAGAUGGCCUUGGGGGUCCAUAAACUGCUUCCUCCAAAAGAGGAGGAAGCACUGGGUAUGUCCAUGUGGGCACUUUGGGAUAGAUAGAGCCAGGGCCGGCCUUGGCCUUUAGGCACCCUGUGCAAAACAAAUCACACACACAGGUUUACAGUCACACACAGGCAGAGUGUGAUGCGCACACAGUUAAGUGACACAGAGACACACAGUCACACACACACAGACAUACAGUCACACACAGAGGCACACACACAUACAGCCACACACACACAGUUACAGUCACACAUAGGCACAGAGGCAGACAGUCUCUCCCUUACACACACACACACACACAGACAGAGGCAGACAGUCAUACACACACACUUACAGUAACACACAUAGGCACACAGUCACACACAUUUACAGUCACACAUAGACACAUACACACACACACAGAGGCAGACAGUCAUACACACACACACACAGGCACACAGUCACACACAUAGUUACAGUCACACACACACACAUUUACAAUCACACAUAGGCACAGAGGCAGACAGUCACACACACACACACAUUUACAGUCACACAUAGACACACACACACACACAGAGGCAGACAGUCAUACACACACACACGGUUACAGUCACACAUAUGUACACAACCACACAGUUACACACACACACACACACACACACACAUUUAUAGUCACACAAAGGCACAGAGGCAGACAGUCUCACACAAACACAGAGGCAGACAGUCACACACACACACACACACACAGUCACACACACAUAGGCACACAGUCACACACACAUUUACAGUCACAAAUAGACACACACACACACACACACACACACAGAGGCAGACAGUCAUACACACACACAGGCUUACAGUCACACAUAGGCAGAGUGUGAUGCGCGCACAGUUACAGUGACACAGAGGCACACAGUCACACACACAGAGACAUACAGUCACACACACACACAGAGGCACACACACAUACAGUCACACAGCCACACACACACAGUUACAGUCACACAUAGGCACACAGCCACACAGACAGAGCCAGACAGUCACACACUCAAAGUUACACACACACACACACACACACACACACACAGGCAGACACAUAUGCACACAACCACACAGAAAGAGGCAGACAAUCACAAAUACAUAGUUACAGUCUCAAACACACACACACACACACACAAACAUUUACAGUCACACAGAGGCAGACAGUCACACACACAGAGGCAGACAGUCUCUCUCACACACACAGACACAGACACAGACACACACACACAUUUACAGUCACACACACACAUGCAGACAGUCAUACACGCACACACACUUACAGUCACACACAGGCAGACAGUCAAACACUUAGGUCAGACAGCCACACACACACACACAGAGGCAGACAGCCACACACAGAGACAGACACAGUCACACACAGUUACAGUCACACACACACACACACACACUGGAGUGGAGGAAGUGCAGCUCCUGGAGUCUGAAUAUUGGGGAAGGAGUUACCCCACCAUAAUUUGGCCCUGCCACGUGGUAAGUCAUGCCCUGGCCACAAUGUGUUUUUCUUUUCUUAUUUAUUAAUCUCGGGUAGAGGAUUAAUUAUUUUCCACCAGGGAUUAUUAAAAAAACAAACACAUUUCCCUUGCCUGCAUUUUGAGGGGCACGGCAUGAUUUAGGGGCGGGCCAUGGUCCCCUCUGGCCCCCUGCUAGUGAUGCCACUGAACAGGGCUCAUUAGAAGGGUUCAGAGAUCAUUAGUGAACAUAUUGUAGGCAAAAAGCAGCUUGCAAUGUCCUAUAUCUAUUACAGCCUUAGACCGCAGGGAAGUCAACCUCCUGCAUCCAAAAGGUAGGAAAGAGUGGCUAAAAGAUGUACAUUUUGCAUGUGUGUAUCUGUAUAUCUAUCUGUGUGUCUGUAUGUUUGUAUGUGUAUCUGUGUAUCUAUGUGUCUGUAUGUGUGUCUGCGUAUCUAUCUGUGUGUCUAUACGUGUAUCUGAGUGUCUGUAUGUAUAUCUAUCUGUGUGUCUGUAUAUUUGUAUGUGUAUCUGUGUAUCUAUCUGAGUGUCUGUAUGUGUAUCUAUCUGUGUGUCAGUAUGUGUAUCUGUACAUCUGUGUAUCUGUAGCGGACUGCCUGGCAACCGGACCGGGUGCCUCCGCCAAUCAAUGCUUUUAGUGCUCGAGUACUCCAAACACUCCACCAGACACCGUCAGCACUGUAGUCCCCACUUCCAGUGUUACAGCUUGGUUGGUCUCUCGCCGUCCUCCACCAGCCCUGGACCCAAGACCAGGAUUCAGCUUCCAGUGGGUAGAACUUUCAUACUCCAGAGAGUGUAGCAGGGUGCUCUUACAAGAGCAAGUGAUUAUAACCCAUGGGAACCCACCCCACUGAGUAGAGGAGUACCCUCCACUUAAUAACUCAGAGACAUGAAAUAAAUACAGACAUGGAAAUACACACUGUAUUGUGGUUAAAGAGAUACACAUAUAACAGCAGAAAUAACAAUGCAGUUCCUGGCUAAUGUUAAACACAGUCACAAGAACAUCAAGAACAGUUAAACUCCUGCAGGUAAAUUAUGUGCACAACAUUGGGGCCCUUAGGUGUAGGUAGCGCAACCCAGAUACAGUUAUAAGGGAGAAUCCUGAAGCAAUCUCUGGAGACAGUACCUUUGAGUGACUUCUGUAACUGCAGAUAUUUCCAGAGAGAUCCAGCGGAAGGUAGGACAGCAGCCGGACAGCAAUGGCAAUCCUUUCUCUUCCUUCUGCUGACAGGAUGCAAGAGCUCAUUCACACUCCUGCAGAAAGUUCCAGAAUCUGCAGGGAGCUGAUCAUUAAAUAACAGUCUUCUAAGUCUCCUAGCAGAGCGGUACACAGUCUAUAACUUCUUGUAGUUGCAGUGCAUUAGCCUUCCCCUGUUAUUAUUUCACUGUCCCAGCAGUAACAGACCAUUGAAACAGGUAGGAGCACACUUUGUUUAAGCAGACUCCGAGAACAUGGCUUCUCCCCUGUCCUCUUCUUUCUGCCAUCCUAACCCUUCCUCCUCACAUGACAGGACAAUGUUCAAUAUCUCAAAACUCAAAGUAAAAAUAGCAAAAUAUAGCAGUCUGUUACAUCAAUAUAAAACAAGAGACCAUAUAGUGUAAUACAUUCAUAAAACUCAAAAUAAAAAUAGAUUCAAGGUUAAACUCACAAAUCCAAAUAUGGAAAAGGGCUCAUCAAAUAAUAAUGGUAUCCUCUGCUCUGUGCUGUUGAACUGUAUCUUCAUACAUACAUAUAAAGAAAAUAAAAAACAGCCAUAGUGCCACACUGUAAUUAAAAUAAUUAUGUUUCCUUUUAACAGACUUGCUCAGGGAAAUCCAGAGAAAUGCAGCAUACAAUAGUUAAUCACAACACAAACCCUUACAAAGACCAUAAAGUUAAUCAUGUGUCCUGUUUCCUCCAAUCCUGGGCUCUGAUGCCCAGCUGUCAGAUUUAAAAUUUGCGCCCUAAUUCUGUCCUGAAUUCAGAUUUCCAUGUGGAACGCACCUGCAUUCCACAUACGUAACUUCCUAUGUCUGAUUCCCAUUGGCUAUGGUACGUCCCUCUUCCGAAUGUAUUUUGUCUCAUGGAAUGCUCCUGCGUUCCACCAAUAGCCCGUGGUGUAAGUUCCUCUUCCGGAUGUGUUUCGCAUAUGCGUUCCACCGACAUCACUUUCUGGUUCAAGGAACGCUCCUGCAUUCCAGAAGACAGGGAAUUCAGAAAAGUCUUGGUUAUCCCUGGGAUCUUUAGUUUCAUGUCUCUGGCUAGAGACUAUAGUUACAUGUAAGACACUAUAGUUAUUUUGACAUAAUUCCAAUGGUUUAAUGUGCUAAUUUCUGUAACAUUUACUGACUUUUAAUAGCUACACUACACUGUUUUGUUCCCAUUGUACUUUGCUACCUAGUAAGCUUUCAUCAUUCAGUCUUACGAGCUCCCAACUAUCGCUGUUACAGUCCAUAAUGAAUGUGGCGGCGAGGCUCAUCUUCCUGUCCGCCCGCACCUCCCAUGCCUCAGCCUUCUGUCAGUCCCUACAUUGGCUUCCUAUAAAAUAUAGAGCUCAAAUUAAAUUCUGUUUUUUGCUUUCAAAUCGCUACAUAAUGCUGCUCCCACCUAUCUAUCCUCCCUUAUACACAAGUAUGUCCCGUCUAGGCCCUUGCGAUCUGCUGAAGAUUUACGUCUAUCUUCUGUCCGUACUCCCACCUCUGAUGCUCGCCUUCAAGACUUCUCAAGGGCUGCACCGUUCCUGUGGAACUCACUUCCCUCCUCCGUUAGAUGCUCACCCAGUCUCCACUCAUUCUAAAAAUCAUUAGUCUAAUACUAUCCUUACCUUUUGUGUCACUUUACCCCACUCCCUCUAGCAUGUAAGCCCAUUGAACAGGGCCCUCAACCCCUCUGUUCCUGUGUGUCCAGCUUGUCUGCUUACAACUACAUGUCUGUUCGUCCACCCACUGUAAAGCGCUGCGGAAUUUGUUGGCGCUAUAUAAAUAUUAACAUAAUAAUAAUAAUUCAUGUAGGAGGAGGCUUAGCCAAUCUUAGUAAAUAUGGUGCUAGCCAAAUUACUAGCAAAUGUAUGGAUGAUAAGAUUUUUUUUGACCAAGUUGGGCUUUACUGCUAGGUAGGGUAAACACUUACUCGUUAGGGUAGAGGGAGCUGGCAGGAUACAGCAUAUUAUUUCAAUUCUUUAUUUUUCUCUUUUAGGAGCGUCAAAAAGCAAUUGCAGCAGGAUUCUAUGAAAACAUUGAGGUUCUGCAGAAACAGAUUCAGACUUUGCAAGCAGAAAAUCAAAGAAGGAAAAAAAAACAUUGCUCAAUCUCUUAAAACGUUUCUUUUCAUAUUUAAUCCUGAACAUAUCUAUUUUUGUUCAUGUAAAUUUGUGUUUAGUGCUUGGAUAACUUAACAAGAGCGUUCUGAGUCAAAGGAAGUGAAUCAUUGUGUAAAACAUCUACCUGUCUUCUUCAAACAUUUUGUAAGAACUUGUGUCUGACCUUAAGCUCAUAGAAACACUGUUUUGAAAUGUGAGAUAUUAAAUUAAGCCUUUUGUUGCUCCGAUGUGAGAAGAUUAUAGCAUGCAUAAACACAACAUCAAUCUCCAUGUGUCUGUGUGUUAAUGAAAUUAUAUUAGAUGACAUUAUGACUAUGUUACUUGUAGCUCCUUACGUGGUUAACUCCAUGUUUGGCUGAUGUAGAAUAAUAAUAAUCUCUUGAAAGCUUGUUCCAAAAUUCUGUUAGUCCAAAUUAAAAAUAUAUGGCACUACACUAUGAUUAGUUAUUUUUUAUUUCACUGGAUUAAUACAUCUACUAUUUCAACUUUAGUACAUGGUUGAUGAUAUAUAGCAAUUAUUAAUAUUAACUUAACCAAAACAGUUUCUAGAAUAGACAAGGGACAAUAAACCACUUCCUGCAUUGACCCAACUUAUUAAAAGAGAUAUUUUAAAAUAAAAACACAUAUAAGCUAACCUAUUUAGAUAUUGCUAUUUAAUAAAUAAAAAAAAAUUCCUUUAUAAAACAGGUGAAAUUUCCUUUAAUGCUUUCAGGAUAAUACUCUCAUAAUAUUGUAAAGUGAUACGUAAUCUGUUGGCGCUGUAUAAAUGGCCAUAAUAAUAAUAAUAAUAAUAAAAAUAAUAAUGAAAGAUCAAAAUUUAAAUAAUCACAAAAAGAUUAAAAUAACAAGUGUUUGGUGAUUAUAAAAUAAGAAACAUAGGCCUCGACUUAAUUCGCUCUCUAAAUGAUUUAAUAAUAUUAGAAAAUCUUUCUAAACACUUUACUGUAUCUAUUGAAGACACCAUUAAAGUUUUGAAGAUAUAUAAUUUGGUAAGUUUUUGUUAAGGUAUUGAAUCAUUUGAUAAGCUUGUUAAAUCAAAGCCAUAAUGCAAAAGUCUUCACAACUCAAAUUGCAUUUUAUGCUCAGAACUCAUGUGUUUUUAAAAUGUUUGCAUAUUUACAGAAGACAAAAGAUAAAAUAAUUUUGAACAUAUGCAGCAAUAUAAUAACAACUUAUAUUGUUAUAUGAAACAGGGGCAUUGCUAGGGUCAAAAACCACCUGGGGCCUGGAACCCAAAAAUAAUUUGGUGAUACCUUGUUUAAACCCCACACUUUGCCGCUCUACAAAAUCCACCUCCCCGAUUACUAUUUAAUUUACCUCUUGGCACACUCACAGUUACUUACAGACACACACACUAAAGGAAAAUGUGUGGUAUAUCAAUAAAUAUUACAAAAACUGGGGGGAGGGCAGCUCAGAGACAGUGUUUUAUUAUGAAAAUAUAAAGUUCACUUAGAAAUGAUAGUUUUCAAGCUACACAGUUUUGUAAAAACCCAGUAGAAACAGGUCUUCAUUUAUCAAAAAUAAAAGAAAUUUCGUCGUGUAGCUCAGUUAUUCCUUUGAAUUUAUUUUGUAUCUUCUCAUUGAAAUGUUAAUGUUUUAAAACGAUGUGGAAAAAGAUCAAAAUUCUAAUGAACUCUUUCAGUUCUGCUGUGGAGAGCAGAGAAAUUAACAUAAUUAAAUGGACCCCAGUAUUACAGACAGGAGAAUCUUAGUACUACUUGCAGGCUCCUUGCUAUGAGUGUGCCCUUCACAAGAAGCCUACAUUAUCAAGUUAGUAUAACAACCUUAUUUGUGAGAUUUGAUUGCAAAUGCAAAAAACAAUGAUUUGAAUACAGGGUGUGCAGUUAUUCUAUGAUUUAUUAUUUCUAAGGAUGCAGAGUUGUAAAUAGGUAAACCUCACACAUUUAUGCCAAUAUUAAUAAAAAUGUUCUACAAGCAGGACAGGAUCCUUGCACCAUAACCACUACAGUAAGCCAAAGUAAUUAUGGCACUUUGAGUUUCUAUUGAGGUGUAUAAAAGCAAAGGAGAAAACAUUUUAGCUAAUAUAUAAUUCAAACAUUCCCAAAAGAAUUGUAUUCACAACAAGUUCAAGCAUAGUGGCACACCAGUGCAAUUUCUGGUAUUUCAUAUAGAGAAGGCCAAACAUUUGGAUAUAUUGAUUUAUGAAUUUAAAUCUGUACAUCGUUGAAUUUUGAUCACCUUCCUCUUCUUUGACAGCAUUGCAGGGGUUACACGUGCAAGUGAUUAAAUCCUCUCUUUGUUUGCUUAAACACUUCCUUGUAGUGAAGUAAACCCUGCAAAAGAAAAGAGAACAUAAUUGUAACUGGUCACACAAGGAGGAAAUGAUAGGCAGAAGCCUAAAGAAAAAAAUUACAGCAACGUCUAACUGAGAACAAAGUACUGUGUUACUAAGAAAUCUGAGUUUGUUAUUCAAAACCCUUAAAUGAGUAAACACAUAAUUACCAUUGAAAAUCGGAGAGUGUAAAACAGACAAUGUAGCUUGCAUAGAAUACCAGAGGCCAGUGUCCAGUUGUAGUUGAUUGGCAGUCCUGGAGUGCAACACAAUACAACUCAAGAUAGGUAUGGCUGUGUGCGUAAAGUUUAUUUUGAUUGGAACGUAAGUAAUGAUUGGCAGCUGAGUGUUAAAAUAGUUAAAUUCUAUCAACAGUUUAUAACCGGAACCCAGCAAAUCCAUUCUCUUCUGGUGGCAUUACAAUUCUAGGUUGGACGUCUAAAGAUGCAUUAUACAAUCGUACAGCUUUUUUACCUCUUGGUCAGUGGAUGAACAUUACACCAUACUACUUUUUUGGCCCUUACAUGCAAGAAGGGGCGUUGCUAGGUUCCAGAAACACCUGGUGCUUGAGCACAAAGGAAAGCUAGAUGGCCCAAACACUGACAGAGAGGUACCUAUCCUGGCUUCUCUGUUAUGUCCUAUCCUCUCUAGCCCUGAUAAGUGUUCUACUGAUGUUUCCCAUUAUCUAUAUAAAAACAGAGUCAAAAACAAGCACAUGCUGCACAGCCAAAUAUUCUGAGUGAUCUCACCGCACUACCUAACUAAUAGUGGGGUGUGCAGCAAAGUGCUGUUCCCUAACACCACCUCCGACUGUCAUUUGUCAUCUGGGCGGCAGCUCCUCCAUUCCAUAUGGAGCCUGGUGCAGCAUUAUACAACUGAUCUUUGCUUUUUAUAAGAAGCAAAUUUAAUAAAUCUAAUUUCUCUCAGCCCCCUCCUCUAACUGUAAAAAUCUUCAGCUAAAGAUCCCUACAUUCUGGGAUUCAGCCCUCAAAGCUACGACCAAGCAACGCAUAUGCAUUUUUGACAUAUGAAACCCAUCACAGUAUUACCAAUUGCCUGUUAGAUUAUAUGCAUGGACAACUAGAGUAUCAUAACUUCCUGAUGAACAGGGUGGUAAAUGGGUAUUUGAGAGAAGCACAUCAAAUAUAAUUUAAUAUUUCUGUCCUAUCCACACCUGUGCCAAUAUCUUCCAGAAUUAUCUCACCACCACAACCACUAGGCUCACUAAUCCCACCAGCUACUUUUUCGCCACCCCUGUCAUUGACAACUUUGGUGACCAGUAGCAGCAACAUUACAGCCAACACCUACUUCGGCCUCCUUUUACUUCAUAACAGUGAUGUUACUGAGACCAUUGUGUCAUUCUAGCAGAUAUAGCAGGUGACCUAAGACACAGUUCCAAAAGUAACUAGCAUGCUCAGCUUUAUAUUUUACUCGGGACUCGCCCAUGUGCUCAUUACAUAUAAAGUACUGUAACAACUCAAUAAAACUACAAACAAUCAAAUCAUUUUAAACAACAUGCAGGAACUUAUAAUAACAUAAUGACUCAUUUCUAACGGAGUGGGGAAGACAAUAAUUAACACAAAACAUCUCUUCUGCCGGUAGAAUUACCAAUAUGCAAAUCUACAUGAAUAUGCAAAUUAGCAAGACUUGCUUAUAUUGUGGCACAGCCCAACUUUGUUGUUUUUUUGCAUUUCUCUGAUUACCUCCAAGGGCUUUGAGGGAGCCAGUUUAGGGUUGCUGCUUUUACUCUUUCUAUUUGGAUUUACUAGCAAUGACUUUUAGUGUUUUCUAUUCACGUAAUGUAUAUAACUGUUGCUACCAACAGAGUAUACUAUAAAGUCUACAUAGCCAAAUCCACCUAGUUGGCAGCAAGAACCAGCAGAACAGGAGAGUACACAAAACAAUUAAAAAUGCACAAAUACAUAUACACACCCUGCACCUAUCAUGGGCACAGGGUGACUUAGACAUAGGAGUAGUUCAGGGUCCUACCUAAAGUGUUUGCCGGAAACUCCUGGUAAUGGUGACUAUCAUCACAGAGGGAAAAAGAGAAUGAACAGUAAAAAUCUAUAUUUAUAUAUGAUAUAUUUUUUAAGAAAUAUAUUAUGUAAAUAUAUAGAUAUUCUUUACUGCUCAUUCUUUUCUUCUUCUUUUGGUCUCAAAAUGAAUUGUGAAUAAAAUCAAUCUUUAGUGGCUGUCCCCUAAAAAUCAAGUAAAACGGAACUGUCAUUCUCAUUAUGACUGUUUGGGAAUUUCACUAAAAUUCCAACACAGUCAAGAGAUAUACAAUGACAAAGUACGGACUACGCUAUCUCUGUAUUUCUCCUCUGCCUGACACUUGCUGACACACAGCAGAGCCUAUGUGUCAAGACCUGCAGCUGUCACUGGGAAUUGGCUGUGCCUAUGGAGGAUCCCAUGUCCUAGCGAGAUCCUCCAUAGACCUCAAUGCUGUACUCUUGGACAACCCGGUGGUACUUGCCGGGUGAAAUGCACGUCAGGUGCACAGAUAUACUUUAUCCUUUCAUAGCAUGGAAACUUAGGACAGAAAUGUGUUAUAGAAUACUACUUGUUCAGUAGGAAGACUGGUAUGUAGAGCCUGGGGGGAAGGGGGCCCUGGGCUUACAAUUGUUGAAGGUGGUGCUUUUCAGUGACUAAGCUAAGGAACAGCCUAGCCACCCCCAGAUGGAAUAUUAUCACCAAUGAUUGGGAUUUUGGAAAGAGUGAACGAGAUACAAUUGACAUAAUUUUUAUUGAAGAAACUAGAUUAGGUAUGGGAAGGUGGUCAGUAUAUGUAUAUUGGGCACCACAUUUUUUGUUUUAGUUGGUUUAUAAGAGACUCCUGGUAAUGGUUUGGGAACAGCUUAACCUACCUUCAUAAAUCCAAUUGCCUGCUAUUAAACCUUAGUACUCACCUUACCUACCUCUAGAAAUCCAAUUGACUGCUUUUAACCUUAGUAUUUACCAGUAGAUAGUGGCAAUUGUUUAGGGAUGAAGAUUGGGAAUAAUUUAACCAUCCAGCGUGGAGUAUUCACACCAAGGAAAAAUUGAGUUUGUUAGGUUCUUUUCACUAUCCUCAGACCUGCAAAUUGUAAAGGUGUUGACCCUCAGUGGUGAUUGAAGGAUUGGCUAUAGAUAUACCCCUCGUUAUCAUUAUUAUCAUUAUUAUUUCUUUUCCUGGGUUAACAUCAGACACAUGGGCAACGCAUUAUAAGAAAUAAUCAUAUGUGUAUCACAGUUUAGUUUCUAGUUGCAUUUUGGCAGGUUGUAUUCAACCAAGUAGUUAUCAAAAACCGAUAUUGUUGUCAUUUUUGUGCAGUGAUAAUGUCCUGCAUAUUUCAUUUAGCAACAAGCUAGAUCAAAAUCCUAACACCUGUUGCCUUGUGUUUUAAUAAAAUUGUUACAUCUAAUUAUUGUACUAGAGUAACAACAAAGGAGGCAUUAAAGAGGAAUUGAUUGAACUGUAACCCUUGCUUUUUUUUAUCUUUAUUGAUCUUUUUUUUUGUAUUAUCAGAUUAAAAGUUAUGUUUUAAAUACACCAUAGUCAAUUGUUUAUGGAUCUGAACAGGCUUAAACCCCUCGGUUGUGUGGUUGACCACUGGACCAUUACUGGUCAGGAAAACAAGAAGUGUGUGUCGUUAGUGAUUUGGAUGCUCUGUGAAUUAAUAGUGGGCCCUUAUAACUAAGCUGUGCUUGUUUGUUUGCUAUAUUGUAUUGAGUUAAUCUGUCUGAGGUUUGAGCUACAUCAGCCCAUACACACAAGCUGCAUUGGAUGAGACUUAUUGCAAUAUUUUGGUAUUUGGUUGCACCAUACUCUUUCAUCCUAUUUUGUAAUUGGUCUUAUUUUAAUAUUUUUGGAAAAGCUUUUCAAAUGAUUUAAUAAUUUUGGAUAAACUUUUAAAACAUAUUUUGUAAAUAUGAAAAAAUAUUGAAAAAUAUAUCGGAUAUAAAAAACAUAUAUCAAUAUAAAAAAAAUCAUAAAAUAUUGAAAUAUUUGUCAAAGUAUUAAAUCAUUAAAAAUGUUUAUCCAAAAAUAUUAAAUCAUUGGAAAAACGUAUUCAAAAAUAUUAAAUGAAGGUCACUCUGUCCAAUGAUACAGUGCUCUAUCUGUGAAUCAUAAGAGUUUUGACACAGCUCUUAUCUUGAACUACAAUUCCCGUUAAAACAUUGUUGAAAAAUUAAACCUCUGUGACUGGACCUGAAAAUAAGAAAUAUUUCUAGUAAUUAUUCUAUAUUUUUUUGGAAGUUAGUCAAAGGCUCUAUACAACGAGAUAUAUGGUAAUUGUAUCUUUUAAAGUAAAUUAUCAUAUGAUAUUGAAUGUUAACCUAAUUUCUUUCUUUUCACUCAUUACAAUAGACACAGUGCUACCACCUAGUUGCCACUUAAAAAAAAUACACUUAAAAAAAGGCAAGGUCUAGUAGAACUUCACUGAAAUCAGAAUGUUCUGUAGAGAUCCACAACUUUGUACAUCGCUCACAUAAAGAAUUCAUUAGCAACAUAGAUGUAUGCCUGUAAGCCUGUCAAUGGAAUGUUGACUGUAGGUAGAUGGCCCAGCUUAAUUGCAGAAUAGGUAUGAACUGUGUAGUUUUUUGUUGAACUGAGCAAAGGUUGAAAAAAAACCCACCUUCUUAAGUUAAUCAAAAACUAUGCGAACAAGAAGGUAAUUUCUGAUUCAUAAAUUAAUUUGUUUAUAUCUGAUAUGACAACGUCCUUCAAUUCCCCAGUCAUGUGUAUAGUAUGUGAUUAAUGAAACAGGAAUGCACAUAUUGUUAAAAAAUAUAUGGAUUACAUUUCCUUAUAUGUUCAAAGUACUGUUGAGCAGUACAUUAAAGGGUUUUUCCAACCAAAACCCAUCCUAUCCUAAAAAUGAUUAACCCUGGGGCGUAGUCAGCUGUGAACCUAACUAAGUGGCAGAGGCACUGGAAGUGAGGAGAGAUGGCAGUGAAUUACCCAUAAUUUAAGUUUUAAGGAUCUGGAAAGCCCCAGCCACACCCGCGGAUGCUCCCAGGAACAUUAUAGCAGUUACCCUGGAAAAUAUGCAUACACUCACCUUCAAUACAGCACAGUGUGGCUAAAUUCUCCCCUGAGCAGGGGAGGACAUGGGCUGCAUGGAGGUGGGGUGCCAUACCGCCACUGGAUGUAGGGCCUUAACAUUCUGUGCGUGCUGAUGACAGUUUAAAAUAAAUAAAAGCACAUUUAUGGCUUUUACAUGACAUAUACUUUGUAUAUGUUGUCACUUAACCACUACAGGGAGCCUUCAUUACUGUAGUGUGCAAUGAACGUAUAGAGCAGGCAUAGGCAACCUUUGGCACCCCAGAUGUUUUGUACAACACCUCCCAUGAUGCUUUGCCAGCAUUAUGGGUAUAAGAGUAUUACGGGAGAUUUAGUCCACAACAUCUGCAGUGCCGAAGGUUGCCUGUCCCUGGUAUAGAGAGUAAGUACAUCUCAUAUACUGUCAUUUACUGCACAGGUUGAUAGCAUUUUACUUGUGUUAGAAUUUGUAGGUGGAAUCUGGAAUUUCAUUUUCUACUUUCACUUUUGUAUGUAUAAAGAAUGACCUUCUGUUACAGUCACAGCGGAGAGACACACACGCACAGAGAGGAGGAAGGAAGGCUGUUAAAGGUACGCACACAGAGAUACAAGCACUCAGACAACAAACACAAAUGUGGAUAAAGCAGUAGUUUUAGGACUCUCUGUGAAGGUUAAUGUCUUACACAUUUAAAACGUCAGUAAACCUAGCCACAAUGUAGCUAAAUCAUAAAUAUAAAAUGUAUUCAUUUUGUGCAUGUUGGUAGUUGAGCUCAAUCAAUCAAUGACUUUAAAUGGACACUCUAAGAACCAUAAUCACUGGAGCAGGAGUGUCAGACUCCAAACCACAAAGGUCAAAUAAUUGAUGACAUGAGUGUAGUAGUGCUUGUGUAUUGUAUAUAUAAUGUAUGUAUCACAUCUUUUUAAGUUUCACAAUACUCCCCUAAAAUGUAAUUUCUCUGUUUCUGUUUUGUUUUUCUGUUUAAUACACUAUCUCUGUUUCCCUGUAAUUUUCAAUGUAAUCUGUCUCUUGAUGCAAUGCUAGCUGUCUCUCUCCUCUAUGUUGGCUGUCUCUCUCCGCUAUGUUGGCUGUCUCUCUCUGCUAUGUUGGCUGUUUCUCUGCUAUGUUGUCUGUCUCUCUCUGCAAUGCUAGCUGUCUCUCUCUGCUAUGUUGGCUGUUUCUCUAUGCAAUGCUACCUGUCGCUCUAUGCAAGUUCUAUCUGUCUCUCUCCGCUAUGUUGGAUGUCUCUCUCUGCUAUGUUGGCUGUCUCUGUCUGCAAUGUUGGCUGUCUCUCUAUGCAAUGCUACCUGUCUCUCUCCGCUAUGUUGGCUGCCUCUCUCCGCAAUAGUAACUGUCUCCCUUCCAAGUUUCUUUCCGCAAAUCUUAUUACAGAUACACCCCAAGUAUUAGUGUCCCGAGAAGGAGGGGGUAGAUUGGGUGGGCCAGUGAAACAAUCGCAUCACUGGCUCCACCCACGUGGGGACGGUUCCACCCAAAUUACUGGUAGGUAAACCUGACAUGAAUGCAUGCUAGCUGCCUACCAAGCAAGCAUGGCAGCCCACUGAGGGCAGGACGUGCAGGGAGCAUUGUUUCAGUGCUCUUCACAGGGCCCUAGUGACCUAAGUGUAGGUUGUACAGGUAAAGAGAAUUUGCAUGGGUUAAGUGUAGUUAAAGGGACACUUUAAGCUCCAAAACAACUUUAGCGUAAUGAGGCAGUUUUGUUGUAUAGAUCAUGCCCCUGCAGUCUCCCUGAUUAAUGUUCUGCCCUUUAGGAGUUAAAUCACUUUUGUUUCUGUUUAUGCAGCCCUAGCCACACCUACCCUGGCUGUGAUUCACAUAGCCUGCAUGAAAAAAAUGGUCUCUUUUUCAAUCAGAUGUUAAUUUGCUUUAGAAGAUUGUAUCUCCUGCUCUGUAUACUGGACUUUAAAUAGACACUACAGUCACCAGUAUAUCUACAGUUUAAUGUGUAUGUUAUAUCCCUGCAUGCUUUUUAAUGUAAACACUGCCUUUUCAGAGAAACGGCAGUGUUUACCUUGCUACCUAAGAACAUCUCUAGUGGCAGUCAAUCAGACGACUGCAUGGAGACACUGAACGCUUCCCAUAGAGAUGCAUUCAUUUAAUGCAUCUCUAUGAGGAGAUGCUGAUUGGUAUGUUGUCGCACAUACACAAUAGCCUCCCAGUACUUUCCUAUGGGAAAGCAUUGGAUUGGCUGAGAUUUACAGAUUUGAUUAUCUCAGCCAACAAGGCGGAGCAGGGCAGGGCAAAGCAUGACAAGACCAGUGGGGUGUGGGAAAAGGAUGAGUAAAACACAUAUUUAAUGGAGGAAAGGGAAGGUAUGGCACCUAAACAGUCGUUUUAGAGCUAUAGUGUCAGGAAUUCACAUAUGUAUUGCUGACACUAUAUAGUGUUCUUUUAAUUACACACAGGAAUCUCCUGCAGGGUCUAGGAGGCUAUGAACAUAGGAGAUAAGAAAUUCAAGAUUGAACAGACUGUGCAAAAAAAGGGGACAUACAAAAAAAUCUAGGUUCCUUUUCAGGAAGUGUUUAGAAAGUCUGUGUAGGUCAUAUGUGGGGAGGUAUAAACAAAGUGAUUUAACUCCUAAAUGGCAGAAAAUUAAGCAGUGAGACUGCAGGGGCGUGAUCUAUAUAUUAAAACUGCUUCAUUAAGCUAAAGUUGUUUUGGUGCUUAUAGUGUUGCUUUAACUAUUUUAGCUGACAUCCUCGGCCAAUGACAUUGUUUGCCAAUACUCAAAGUUGUACAAAAUGAAUAUUACUAAAGUGUAGAUAUAUUAUAGAAGACUGAAUAGUCCAGGUAUGCAGGUGAGUGUCAAACCGAAAACUAUUUGACUACUUACCAGUGGACGGAGCCUGAGGUCUCCAAUCACUUCAGCAUGCUGCAGUGUUUAUGGUACUAAUAAUAGUUUUUUCCUGUCUAGGAAAAAGAGUAGCACAUGGUUGUUAGCAUUUAUGGAUUUAUUAUCCAUCAAUCUGCAGCUAUAUUUUGUGAACUGUGAUUUUAUUGUUAAUAGAGGUUGGGAGGGAGUCAUAGAAACACUGUUUGAUACUUUGAACAUUCCAGUAAUGUUGUAGGUAAUGACUGUUUACAAGUUUGUCGCUUGCAAGCUUUUUAUUAUGUAAGCCAUACCUCAGGAUAGGCAGUCAUGCAAUUAAUUUGCAAACAAAUGUACUGUAGAAGAAUAGGGUUACCUAGUUACUUCCAUGUCACAUCUUUCACGUAACUACUGAGUUUGUGAUUUUGCAAGAAAACUAUUUUUGUGUACAGAAAUUAAUAGUUAUGUUUUUCAUUACCUUUUUAACAAGUUGGGAAGUUGGUGGUGACUGGAAAAAAAAAAGUAUUAUCAGCUUUGAAAGUAGACCUUUUGAGUUAUAUUAGUAAUAAUUAUUAAGCAGAUUCUUAUCCAAAUAUAUUUAAUACUCUCCCAGAAUAAGAAUGACUUUAGAGAUCUUGAAACACAGUCCUGUCUGUUUGAUAGAGAACAAAGGUGGAAGAGAGCUAACAAUCAACCAGGAUGCCUUGCAAAUUCUUACUGACAUCACUCAGCCUUUGGUUAUUGUGGCAAUCAUAGGAAAAUAUCGAACUGGAAAAUCCUAUCUAUUGAAUAUUCUAGCAGGAUGCAAAAAAGGUGAGUGAUAUCUUUAUAAAAACCCUUACUAAGAACAUUUUAAGCAUUUAUAAUAUUAACAUUUUUUAAUUAACCAGAAAAAAAAUGCAAAACCAACAUCCAAAAUAAAAAAUAACGUAAUUAGUUUUUAAGUGUAUAUCUUAUUCCAUUUCUGAAGUAAAUUAGGAACUGCACUCAAUGCCAUCACUCUGAGCCAGGGUGCAACCAAAGAAAGACCAAAGGUCAAAACGUUGCUGCUUGUCAUUUGGUUCGAAUACAUUUGCCUUUGUUGGACCUUGGAGUGCCUAAACCUUUCUUUGUUUCCUGCAUAUGUUAUUCAUAUCUUUAUUGACGUUUGUUCCCGUAAAUAUAUGUAAAAAGAAAUCAGAUAAUUCCCAUUAGUGUGGUCAAUUGAGCUAAUUUUAUUAUAGGCACAAUUUAUCUGAGUUUUCCAGUAGGACUAAAAAUCCUACGUCUUGUGGUGGACCAAGAAAGCACUAGACCCUGGCUUUUUUUAUCACUCUUUUUUUCAUCUCUAAAAUACACUAGGGGACAAAUCUUCAAUAACUGGUACAUUUUCAUUUCAACUUUCCUCUGUAGGAUUCCCCCUUGGCUCCACCAUCCAGGCUAAGACUAAAGGCAUCUGGAUGUGGUGCGUCCCUCACCCAACCAAACCAGGACACACUUUGGUUCUACUGGAUACAGAGGGGCUGGGGGAUGUGGAGAAGGUAACUACUGGACUAAAGAUCAUUGGAUUGAUUUAGUCAUUGCACAUUUUUGCUUAAGUGGCAAAAUAAAACACAAAAAACAACAUUAAUUUGAAAUUGCAGAGUAUGCAGUUACCAUUCUAGGAAGUGGGCAAGACACACAUUUAUUAAGUAAACACUGAAUUCUAAUCAACAAGAAAUCAAACUGCAAAAUUAAAGGAACACUAUAGGGUCAGGAACACAAACAUGUAUUCCUGACCCUAUAGUGUUUAACACACCAUUUAGGUUGCUUUCCCCCCUUAGCCCCCUUGGAAAAGGUGAAAACUCACCUUAUUUCCAGCGCCUCGCUGGUCUGCUGACACUGGCUCUGCCCCGAUCUGCCUCCUUGGUGACAUCAUAUUAAUUGCCAAUUUGUAGCCAGUCCAAUGCUUUCCCAUAGGGAGAGCAUUGGAUUGGCUAAAAUCGGCAAGGAGAUGGGGUGGGGGCGGGGCCAAACACUGUUUUAGCCAAUCAGCACCUCAUCAUAGAGAUGCCAUGAAUCAGUGCAUCUCCUCUAUGAGGAAAAUUCAGCGUCCCCAUGCAGACACUGAACAGCACUGCUGCCUUCUGUGCAGCACUGAGCCAGGAAGCCCCUCCAGUGGCCACCUGAGGAGUGGCCGCUUGGAGGUGUACCUAGGGGGCAAUGUAAACACAAUGUAAAGGCAGUGUUUGCAUUAAAAUGCCUGAAGGUAAUGAUUUUACUCACCAAAACAACUGCAUUAGGCUGUAGUUGUUCUGGUGACUAUAGUGUCCCUUUAAGACAAAAAGUGUUUAUUUGGGCCAAUUUUCCAACACAGUUUUUCAUUGUUUUCUAGCAAGUUGUCUGUUAAUUUUCUUUAUGGCAGUUUAAUUGCUUUGAAACUAAUUUUGGGUAAGAGAAAGUUUUCUGUCCCAGUCCCGAUGGUCAUGUUUGUUAUUUAGAAGACUAAGGAAUAUGUUGAAUUGGUAGUAACAGUAUAAAUUAAGACAGAAUCUUAUAUUUAGAGUUUCUUAUUUUAUUUUAAUAUUCUCUCUAUUUUAUUUAAGGAAGACAGUAAAAAUGAUGCUUGGAUCUUCUGUCUGGCUGUUCUGUUGAGCAGUAACCUUGUGUUUAAUAGUGUGGGGACGAUAGAUCAACAAGCAAUGGAACAGCUACAGUAUCCUUUAUAUUAACACUGUUUGUAUCUAGGAGGUGCAGAGUAUAAUGGGUUACAGAAUGUGAAUGACAAUAAAGAGUUCAAACGCUAACAUUAAAUGAUAACUUACAUUUGUAGAUAAUAGAAAUAUGGCUACAGCAAUUUUGAUGAAUACACAUGACAGCCACUAUUGGUAAAGGCUAGGACAGUACAAUACUAGAAUGAAUUAAGAAUUGUUUAAUUUAUUGAGAACUAUAACAAUUUUCAUGAAUCCAUUGUCAUUUGUAAACAUGAUAUCUACUUGACAAAAGAGAUAACCUGUCUGUUCAUGUUCUUCAUGAAUGGUUAAUUCAAAUAUGUAUCUAGUAUAUCGUUUAUGAGAUUAUUCAUCAAAAAGUCAUAUGGGACUUCAGUAACCUAUUUGGAUAUAUUUUGGUUUAUUUGGUAUGAUUUAUGGUCCCUGAGGAAAUCGGGUGGAAAAUAAGACUCCUGGGCCCCCUCUUCAUUGGACAAGCCAGCAGAGGCCCAAAACUGCAUAUAUAAAUAUACAUAUAUAUGCAGAUUUGUUAAUGAAGUCUACAGGUGUGGCAAAAUGCCACCCCUGUAAAAGUGACGCCUGAGGCCAAGGUUGCCUGGUUUCCCUGCUCAGCCAUAUUAUUCCUGGAGAUGUGGGAUAAAAUACCAUUGACAGUGUUGAAUUUCCCUGGCUUUAAAAUGUCUGACAACCUUCUUAUCCUGUGAAUAUACAAGGAUGUACACACACAUACAAUGAAUAUGAUAGGCUCAACACUUAUGUGAGGGAUCCUCUUAACCCCCACAAUGAAAUAAAAUCACAUACCACUAUAGUAAAGGUGGAGCUCUAAUGUACCUGAGUAACAUACAGUUGCAAGAAAAAGUAUGUGAACCCUUUGGAAUGAUAUGGAUUUCUGCACAAAUUGGUCAUAAAAUGUGAUCUGAUCAUCAUCAAAGUCACAACAAUAGACAAUCACAGUCUGCUUAAACUAAUAACACACAAAGAAUGAAAUGUUGCCAUUUUUUUAUUGAACACACCAUGUAAACAUUCACAGAGCAGGUGGAAAAAGUAUGUGAACCCUUUGAUUUAAUAACUGGUUGAACCUCUUUUGGCAGCAAUAACUUCAACCAAACGUUUCCUGUAGUUGCAGAUCAGAAGUGCACAACGGUCAGGAGUAAUUCUUGACCAUUCCUCUUUACUGAACUGUUUUAGUUCAGCAAUAUUCUUGGGAUGUCUGGUGUGAAUCGCUUUCUUCAGGUCAUGCCACAGCAUCUCAAUCGGUUUGAGGUCAGGACUCUGACUGGGCCACUUCAGAAGGCGUAUUUUCUUCUGUUUAAGCCGUUCUGUUGUUGAUUUACUUCUAUGCUUUGGGUCAUUGUCCUGUUGCAACACCCAUCUUCUGUUGAGCUUCAGUUGGUAGACAGAUGGCCUUAUGUUCUCCUGCAAAAUGUCUUGAUAAACUUGGUGUGACGAGAGCAACCUCGCCACAUUGCAUUGGAGAAGCCUGGUAGCUUCGCCUGCUGCCUUUGGAUUAUGGCCCUAUGUUAAAAGACCUUGUUUCCCCUGCAGAAAAGACUUAUUUGUGCUUUUCUGCCCGAUGUUCGGGAUUCAAUCUACCAAACAACCGCACGAAUGACUAGACCACUGCUUGACCCUCAACACGGAGCCUUGUCUCGUCCUUGGGGGGAUUUACUGUAUGCUGAUAGAGACUGAUUGCUAGGAGUGUAAGCCGCUUGGGUGCUUUUCCUAUUCGUCUGCUAGCAGCUAUUCGUAUGGUUCCAGUUCGGGAGUUUGGAGUGCUAUAUUGUAUGCAGUUCGGGAGAUUGGAGCAUUCCCUUACAUGCGGUUCGGGAGUUUGGUGUUCUACAGUAGCUGUGCCUGCAUCUCGGAAAGGGGACAAUCGCCUAAACGGUUUUAACCCCUUGUGUGCUGAAACGGUCCGUUACACUUGGGAAUUCAUUUUUCCUUCGAUGAUAGCAAUCCGUCCAGGCCCUGACACAGCAAAGCAGCCCCAAACCAUGAUGCCCCCACCACCAUAGUUGGGAUAAGAGUUUUGAUGUUGGUGUGCUGUGCCUUUUUUCGCCAUACAUACUGUUGUGUGUUUCUUCCAAACAACUCAACUUUGGUUUCAUCUGUCCACAGAAUAUUUUGCCAGUACUGCUGUGGAACAUCCAGGUACAAACUGUAGACCUUUUUAAGUCUUUAGCUGACACUCUAGGAUUCUUCUUCACCUCAUUGAGCAGUCUGCGCUGCGGUCUUGCAGUCAUCUUUACAGGACAGCCACUCCUAGGGAGCGUAGCAGCAGUGCUGAACUUUCUCUAUUUAUAGACAAUUUGUCUUACCGUGGACUGAUGAACAGCAAGGCUUUUGGAGAUACUUUUAUAACCCUUUCCAGCUUUAUGCAAGUCAACAAUUCUUAAUCGUAGGUCUUCUGAGAGCUCUUUUGUGCGAGGCAUCAUUCACAUCAGGCAAUGCUUCUUGUGAAAAGCAAACCCAGAACUAGUGUGUGUUUUUUAUAGGGCAGGGCAGCUGUAACCAACACCUCCAAUCUCAUCUCAUUGAUUGGACUCCAGUUGGCUGACAUCUCACUCCAAUUAGCUCUUGGAGAUGUCAUUAGUCUAGGGAUUCACAUACUUUUUCCACCUGCACUGUGAAUGUUUACAUGGUGUGUUCAAUAAAAACAUGGCAACAUUUCAUUCUUUGUGUGUUAUUAGUUUAAGCAGACUGUGAUUGUCUAUUGUUGUGACUUAGAUGAUGAUCAGAUCACAUUUUAUGACCAUUUUGUGCAGAAAUCCAUAUCAUUCCAAAGGGUUCACAUACUUUUUCUUGCAACUGUAAAUUGAAGAUGAAUGCACUUUUUGCAAUCUUUUAAAGAAACCUGUAACUAAUAUAUGACACAUUAAUCAUGCAAAUGGUAUAUGUAAUAAUAGAUGGGUAUAUAUAUAUAACAAUUUCUAAUUCACAAGUAGAGAGCAAGUAAGUCACAUGGCUCUAGUGUGUAGCACUCUUGGAUCGUUAAGGGAGAUCCACAGCCCUCUUUUGUCUCCUUCACACCCAAAUGGGUCAGCAGGGAUAAACAGGAGGACUCCAAUGGUGAAAGUAAACGAAUACAUUUAUUACUAAAAAACAAAUAGAAUAAAAACUGAUCCAAUGAUCAAAAAUACUUAUAAAAUGAUAAGGUCUUUAGUCCAAAACAUGUUUCACCAUCAGCUGGCUUCCUCAGUUGGUGUAUACUUUGUGGAAUGCUUGUUCAGUCUUUUAUUUUGUCUUGAUUGUAAAAUUGUCGGCAUCUGUGUACCCCAAAGUGUUCUGAAUGGAACACACGUUUAUCUCUUUUUUGCUCUGUGUAAUAAGGAUAAUCCCCCAGUCAUUAGAAUUGAGGAAACAUAAAAAUUUUGUAAGGCUUAGUUCAUCUCCAUUCCAAAUAAAAAAUAUGUCAUCAAUGAAACGGCAAUAGGUAACCAAUCUUGCAUAUGAAGUGUUAUGAAGGAUAACUCUUUCUUCCCAGUAUGCAAUAAACAAGUUAGCGUAACUGGGUACGAACUUGGUUUCCACUAUCCUUAAACCAAAAAAAAAUAUUGGUAAGAAUUAAAAGUACAUCUUCAAUUAAAAAAAUCACUUUGUCCCUUCUCCUUAACCUGUUUAAGUUAUGUGACAGAGCUAACAAACAGGAUUAAACUGAAAUUAUCUCAAAAAGAGGAUCAGAGUGCAGAAUUUAAAAGGUUUUUUCCAUCCUUUAUUUGGUGCAUUCGGGACUUCUGUCUUGUGCUGGAGCACAACGACAUGGAAAUAACUGCUGACGAAUAUCUGAUGAACUCGCUGAAGUGCAAAGAAGGUAAUCUUAAGGUCCCCAGAAUCAUGACUAGGUGCUCAAUGUACCAUGGUUUAUAUCAAUCAUUAUCGUUUUUUAUAAUCGGCUAAAAAACGGUUCUGUCACCUUCUGGGGGCUUUGCACACCUGCAGCUCUCUAAACUCUACCCCUACAUCAACUGAAUACUUUGUUACAUGUUGAGUAUAGGAUAAUAUAACAUAAGAUAAUCAGAGCUAUAGAUGUGUGAAUUAUCAUGAAUCCAAAAUGAAUUAAUUUCAAAUUUUAAACUAUCAUCACUUAGGAAAAGUAAAUAAAGCUAUUAUUCUAUUAUUAUUAUUCUAUUAUAAAGCUCUAUAUUCAGGGCUGGUGCAAGGAUUUUUAACUACACAGGCAAAGUAGCAUUUUCCAUGUACCCCACCCCCUUAAAAAAACACUGGAACCACCUUAUUCCUCAUGUAAAGGGGCUGUAGAUGGGGGCACAGGGGCUCUAGAAGAGGAUCAGGGGCUGUGGUGGGUGAUAGGGUACAUACAAUGGGGUUACAAGGUCUGUGGGGGACACACAGGGGCUGUAGAGGGGAGGUACAGGGCUGUAGAGGAAGGACACACAGGGCUCUAGAGGGGAGCUGUAGGGGGUUUAGACAGGGCCGUAGAAGGGAGAAUUGGGGCAGUAGAGGGUUGACACAGGGCUGUAGAAGGGGGGACAGAGGGCCGUAGAAGGGAGAAUUGGGGCUGAAGAGUGUGGACAUGGGGGCUGUAGAGGGGGACAUGGGGGCUGUAGAGGGGGGCACAGGGCUGAAGAGGUGGGGGACACAGGAACUGUGGUGGGGAACACAGGGGCUGUGGUGGGGGCAGAGGGGCCAUAGAAGGGGUGGGAAGGGGUUGUAGAAGGGAGGGCACAGGGGUUGUAAAGGGGGGUAGGAGCUGUAAAGAGGGCAGGGCUGUAGAAGGGGCACAAGGGGCAAAGAGGGGGCACAGGGGCUGAGAGUGGGCACAUGGGGUGAGAGGGGGCACAGGGGCAGAGGUUGUAGAAAGGGGAACAUGGACUGUUGAGUGGAAACAUAGGCUUUAGAGAGGGGUGCAUGGACUGUAGAGAGGGGGGGGCACAGAGGCUGUGGUGGGUGGCACAGGUGCUAUAGAACUUGUAGGUGGGCAGGUGCACAGGGGCAAUAGAAGGGGUGGGCAGGGGCUGUAGAAGGGAGGGCACAGAGGCUGUAGAAGGGAGAACACAAGGGCAAUAGAAGGGGUAGGCAGAUGCUGUAAAAAGGACACAGGGGCUAUAGAAGGGGUGGGUAGGGGCUGUAAAUGGGGGCACAGUGGCUAUAGAAAGGGGAACAGGGGCUGUAGAGAGUGCACAGGGGCUGUUAGAGGGGGCACAGAGGCUAUAGAAAGGGGAACACGGGCUGUUAACAAAAACCUAUUAACAGAAAUAUAUUUCCAUUCCAGGUAACAAGAAUCAAAUUCAAAGUUAUAACCUUCCUCGGAAGUGUAUCAUCCAAUACUUUCACUCACAUAAAUGCUUCGUGUUUGAUCGUCCAACUUCGGGGAAAAAAAUUUAUCGGCUUGACGAAUUGGAGGAUAGUGAACUGGAUAAAGAUUUUUUGAGCCAUAUCGAAACGUUCCGUAACUACAUAUUUAGUGAAGGCAGGGUUAAAACCCUUCCUGGAGGACAAUUGGUCAAUGGAAAUUGUGAGUGAUAGUGGAAUGUUAUUUAUACCACUUUUUAUUCACAAACAUAACUUAGCUUAGAAUAGUUAGCAUUAGUUAUUUUUUUUCCAAAUUCUAGUGAAUUGAAUGAAUAAACAAAUCAGUGUUAACAAGCACCAUUUAAAAAAAAUGAAAAUGUUCAACUCUCCAAAAAUACACACCUAAAGGCAAAUUUAAACAUCCAAAAAGGUGGAGCUCAAAUAAAAAAAAAAACAUUUAACUGUAAUUCAAAAUGUGGUGUAUCCUUAGUUGUGUACCAUGUAACAGAGAAAAAGCAAAAACAUGCAGAAAGGGCAGAUUGAAUAAACGAUAUUCCACAAACAGAACUCACAUAUAACAGAGCCAAUGCACACACUUGGCUCUGGUGGAAAGGGUAUUGGGACCUAUGAUAUAAAUGGCAAGUUACCUUCACUGUUUGCAGUCAUAAUUCAGCCAACAAUGUAAAAAAUACAAAAAUAUAUUGAGUCCUUAGUGAGACAUUUUCUCAGUGCGCACAAAUUCAGCCAAACCAUAAAUGCUCAGUACAUCAGAGAAACAUUCUAUAGGUCUCUCCAUUCUUAGAUGAUGAACCAUGAGUUUCAUAAUGUGAAUUCAUUUUUAGAAAAAGUUAUGCCACUCGGUAAUUUCUACUUCUUUUUCUCCAUAUUUCUCAGGUUUGGCAAAUCUCGUAACUUUAUAUGUAAAGGAAAUUCAGAAAGGAUCUGUGCUGUGCGUAGAGAAUGCGGUGAUUACUUUGGCAAAGAUUGAGAAUGCAAAAGCCAUGAAAUAUGCGAUAACCAAUUAUGAAACCAAAAUGAGAGAACAUGUAAAAACAUUCCCGACGGAGACUCAGAAAGAAUUCAUUAUUUUGCACGAGGAGUGUGAAAAUAGAGCAAUAGAAUUGUUUCUGCAGUUUUCCUUUAAUGAUGUAAAUGAAAAACAUCUGCAGGAGCUUAAGGUCAGUUACAAGAAAUAAUCUGGGAAAUUAAAUUGUUUUGUAUUCAUUAGUCAUCAUUUUUCCAUAUUUAGGAAUCUCUAGAACAAUACUGCAGAUAUGAAACUUUCCUAUUGCAUUGACACUGGGUUAGGGUCAUUUAAAAUAAUAAAUUAAAAGCUUAAUUUAAUUAGCAGUAGGUUCUAGAUACAAUGUAAAAAAAGACUUAAAAUUUUGUAUUUCACAGUGUGGACACAUGGUAACAUACAUACACACUCACAUAGAUGCACGUAUACACACUAACAUACAUAGUCACUUGCAUGCAUAAACAUAGCAGUGGAUUUGAAUUAAAAAGUGUGGGAUAUUUAUCAAAGUGUUUGGAAAAGUGUCUUUUAUUCUUGGGCUCUAAUUUGUUCUUAUUUAUGAAAUCGUUCUGGAACUGGUCUAAAAUGUUUUGACUUUUCUCACCUUAAUUACACCACUGUACGCUUCGCUCUUCCAAAAGAGACGUGAGACAAUUUUCUGAUAGAAAAAGUGAUUAAAAGAUUGAUAAAUCCAUUGUGUCGCCAAAAUAAUUAUGGUUAAAGUGGAAAAAAGCAACAGAUGAAAAAAAAUUAAAGUUAAAGGGACACAAUAGUCACCAGAACCACUAAAAGUUUAAUAUAAUGAUUCUACAGCCUGUUCCUGGAGGCUGAGUAUUGUAAGUGGUGCCUAUUCACAGAAAAUACAGUUUUUACAAUGCUGCCUAAGUCCUCCUCUAGUGGCUGUCACUCGGACAACCACUAGAGAGUCUUCAAGGACGCUGUCCUGAAAUCUUUGAGGAACUACAUUCAGCACCUCCAUUUUUUUUUUUAGCAUCUACCUUAGUAGAAAGCAUUGGCUGAGAUAAUCAAGUGUGAUGAUCUCAUCCAGGGAGGCAUGCAACAGGGUGGAGAUAGACACAGUAAGAGCUGAAAGCUCACAAAAACUAUUUAAUUUUAUAUUGCACAUGUGGUGGUGCAAAAAGCCAAUAAAUUACACAUAGGGUUCCUUUAAUAAAUUACAGUGAAAAAAUGCUGCCACCUGCCAUAACAAAUAUACAAAACUGUGUUUGACACUUUGAUAAAUCUCCUUAUUACGAUAAGAACUGGCAUGGUGUCUGUGCUUUUCUCUAUUUUAUUUUCUGUGUAUUACAACCAUUUUGACAUUGCUAAAUCAAGUUCGAAGGCUGACGUAUUGCUAAUGACUUGCUAAUUAUCUACAUUUUGAUUCUUAAAGGUUCUACUAGGCAAACAACAACAGAGGUUUUCUCAAUGCAACGAGGAAGCGUCAGAGGAUCGAUGUAACAAACUGCUUGAUAAACUGAGAAGGGAAACACAGUCUAAGAGGGAUAACUCAAUUAAAUAUAACCAGUUUCAGGAGGAGAAGAAGAAAAUAGUGGAGGAAUAUAAUAAACAGCCAGGCAAAGGAGUAAAGGUAGCAAGUAAUGUUAUAAUUAAACACAAAAUUAAAAUUGCAAUAAAAAAAGUUAAUUAUUGGUUUGUAUAAAACAAGUUAAAUAGUGUCCAAACUGAUCUUGAAGGAUAGUAGUAUCCCCACAUAUGGAAAACAAGACAAACUUCAAACAGAUCCAGUGUAAAUCAUACCAUUUAGAAGUAGAUUAAAACCCAGCCAAAAUACGUUAUUUUGGUGCAAUGGGGGACUUUACAUCAUGUGGUCAUGUGAUGUAACCGACUCCCCAUAUUCUUUAGCUAAAGUGUUUUAUGUAGCCUUAAAACUUAUCAAUUCACUGUGUUUCCCUUAUAUUUAUUCAGGUUCGGAAACUGGGGCAACACUGCAUGUGAUAUUAUAUUUAUCACAUUGGCAGAACUUUCACCACUGAAAUCAGUGUGAACGAUUGCAUCAUGCACACUGCUCACCCCUGCACAAUUUUAGUUAGUCCCAAAAUCGUUCUAUUCAAACUAAUAACAUUGGUUUGCGAAAUCUUUGCGUCCUAAUAUUCACUGCAAAUCAUUGCAAAAUGUAAUUUAGACUCCAAAUCGCCUUUUUCCUAGCACUAAUUUUUAUCUAUCAGUGACACACAUUUCUCAGUCAAGACUUUUUAUUACGUCCCUCUGCAUAGAUGCAGAGAGACUAAAAGUGAUGUCUCACCCUCUCACAUUGUACAGUCUUUACGAGUCUUCAGAAAUGCAUUCUAGCACUGAGAAUGGGAGAGAAGAGAAGCAGGUUUCAGAACACAUUAUAGGCAUUCUUUGCAAUCUGCAAUAACAAGCUCAUAUCUAGAUAUUAUUUUUACAACUACGCUCCCAAAAAUUGCAUUGGGUUUUUUAAUAUUCAUAAGCAGAGUAAUUGUUUUCAUUUAUUUUAUUUUGUCACACAUUCUGUAUGUAAAAAAAACAAAAAAAACCCUAAACAUUUCUGCCUACUUAAUUCAAGUCCUACCUACAAUAUUGCAAAAUAGAUAUAAUAUAUAAUAGAUAUUGCUUGUCUGUGCCUUUCCCCCUCCCCCUUCCCUUCCUGUCACAGCAGGGCGUUGCCACAGAGACACUUCCAGCCCAGUUUGAACUGGCUGCUUUGUCCCUCUUCCAUCCCCCAUCUGCUUCUUGGGAUUAAAACCCCUGUUGUUUUGUGUUGGAGACCCCAUGUAGGGGUUUGUGCAUGUAAAACCGUGUGUGACAAAAUAAACAGAGGUCAGCCAGUGUUGUACCUCCAAAGCUGUGUCCCAUCCAGUUACUGGGGGGGAAAUGGGUCUCUUGAUACUCUAAAUCAAGUAUGUCAAACUCAAAGGGUAGCACGGGCCACAUAAACAAGGUUUAAAUUUAUGUGGGCUGCAAAAAAAAACAAAACCUUAAAUUUUCAUAGAAACGUAGGUUUGUUUUAAAAUGUACAGUAUAAAGAAACAGCAUUCCCAUCUGUCCUAAAUCCCAGUCCCCCCCUCUGUACUAAAUCUCAGUCCGCCCUCUCUACUAAAUCUCAGUCCCCCCUCUAUUAAAUCUCAGUGCCCCCCUCUCUAUUAAAUCUCAGUCCCCCCCUCUAUACUAAAUUGCAGAAAUAGGCAAAUACAAACACACAAAAUUAAGCUGUGAGGUCAAACUCCCAGUACUCUUGGGCAGCAGGAAUGUCUAUAGUCUUCAGCAGCUUAAAUACAUAGAACAACUCUCCCCCCAAAAAAUACCCAUGCAUUAUCCCAAAUCUUUAUGCCAAAAUAAGAGAAAAGAACAAAUAAAAAUAUAGAUAUAAUAAAUAUAAUUAUUAUUAUUUUAUAAAAAUGUUUUAACUACUGUUAAUUACUAUUUCUUUUUUAAUGUGGGAUUCCUAAAUCUGGCGUUUUGGUUAUGUGCUCAUAUAUAUUUGAUAUCUGUUAGCAAUGCAACCAACACAUUGUGUAAAUUGCAUUAUAUUACGUACUUGCCUGAAAGCACCACAUUGUGUAGAUUGCAAUAUUAUUUUCAAACAUAUCCUCUUUGUUUUACAUCUACAUUUUUUUUUCAGGAUUUCUUACAUUAAUGUAUUCAUUUCUAAAAAUUAACAAUAAAAAUGUUUUUAACCAAAGGCACAUGACGUGUUGGACAAAUUUCUAAUUGAGAUGGAUAAAAUGGAAGCUUUAAUCUUACAAUCUGAUCAAACCAUUUCAGAGCAUGAAAAGAAAUUAGCAGGUGAGAAGAUACAGUGGUGAGCAGUGGCGUUACAACCAUGGUUGCAGGGAUCCGUCACUCCAGGGGGCUCGGCCGCCGCUGCGACACCAAAGACCGGUGGGCUGCCGGCAUACCUUUAGGGUCGGUGCACUUCCGCACCGGACUGGGUCCUCAGAGUUAAAGAGAUGACGGGCAGCAGGGGAGCGCAGUGCUGAUUCCCUCCUGCUUGUGUCUAGUGCUGCCGAGUGGUCUGACAGGAAGUGCUCAUUGAGAAAGUAUUUCCAAUCAGACAGGUACCACAACCGCAACAAACAGAUACCGGAGUGGGAAAGACACAUGAAGAGGCUGCAGGGGAGGAGGGGAGACAUAUGCAGGGGGGUGCAGGUGAGGGGAGGGAGAAACAUGAAAGGGACUGCAGGGUAGGGGGGAGAAACACAUAUCGGGCUGGGGGGACAGAAUAAGAAAAAUGGAGGUGUGAGGUGGGGAGGCCCAAGUGUUUCUAUUUACUCCUAUGGUAAUGAGUUAUUAUUAUUUAAUACAUAGUGUAUUUAUAGUGUAUUGAAGAUUCUGAUAAGAGAUCAGAUGAUGCUGAUGUUGUGGAUGUAGUCCACAACAUCUGUAGUGCCAAAGGUUGCCUACACCUGCUCUAGAACUUACCAUGGCAGAUGAAAUGUUCAGAUGAGUUUUCAUCUUAUAGAAAAAAAUAAAAUGAAGGAGAAUUUGAUUGGGGACACAUUGGGCUGUUUAGUACACUGUAUUGUUUUACUGAUUGCUUGUGUGAUGUUUGCUUGCACAGCACAUCCAUGUGCUAGCACUAUAACUUUUUAACAGUCAAACUGAGGGGGAACAGUUUUGGCGGGACUAUUUAUAAAAUAAUAAUGAUGUUCUCUCCACUUGCCCACCGUCUUCUGUAGCAGAGAAAGCUGAAGCCGAGGCAGCGGUGAGCAAGAGAAAAGUUAUGGAAGAGGAGACAAAGAACCUGCAGGAAAGUAUGGAAGAACAGAAGAAAUGUCAUGAGGAGCACCUCAAGAUGCUGUUGGAGAAGAUGGAAGAAUAUAAACGCAAGCUGACUGAGGAGGAUGAAUGGAUGGAUCAACAAAGAUUAAAGGUACUAUAGGAAUGCAUUUAACUUCAUUAUUUGCAGAAUUAUGACCCAAACCACAAUUUUUUUAGCCCAUUUUUUGGGUGGAUAAUGAUUUUUUAAAAGUGGCCGUUAUUAGCAAGUAACAAUUAUUUAGUUAUAUCUGUAAUUCAUUGAAUAAUUAUUUUUUCACCUCCUUCACAGAAUUGCAAAGGGGUCUCACCCCUGUAUGAAUCAAAUUUACCAUCCAUCUCCUUGAUGGAAUGGUAAUAAAAAAAGUUCAGAACUAAUAUUUGUCUUGCGACUAGCUUAGACUUUGCAAUGUGUUUAAUGAAAGUAAUAACAAAAAAAUAGAAACUGCAAGAAAAUUGUAAACCUCAUACCUGUUUAUUCUCUAAUUAAAUCUCUAACAAUCUAAAAAUAUUGCUUUAACCCCUUUUUAUUACAUCAAUCAAUUAUAGACAUGUGCAAGGGGUGCACCCAUUCAAUCACAUUCACACACUAAUUCAGGGCUAAAUAGUCCCUCUCCUCUACUUGGUAUUUUUCUGUGAGUUGGGGAAGCUGAUUAUGUUUUUGAAGAAAAAAUAUCUUUGCAUAAAAAGAUUUUUUUAUAUUUUUUUGCACGUUUUUAUUAUAUUUUUUUAUACUUUUCAGUACAAAUAUUAUUGUUAUUUUUGUAUAUUUAUUUGAUAUUUUUUCUUAGAGGAGGGGUAUUUAUCCAGUAGCUUACAUUACCUACAGUUUUUAUACAAUUUACAUGCAAUGCUAAAAAAGGGUUUCUCACCAAGGUUUGCUAAAUUUAAUUGCUCGACCCCCUUUGUGUUCACAUCUACUUUCCUUGUGGACUGCAACAUGCUGCUUCUAUAUCAAUUGAAACUGUUGCACUUUUUGGGAAGUAUAUGUUGUGAACCAAUGUUAGAAUUGGAUACAUUGUUUAUUUAUUGUGUUAUAUGUCCCACCUCAGAGUUAUUAUAUUUAGGGCAAUUUGAUAGUUGUCUUGAUAAUUUUUUUUGCAACAAAACGCUUUGAUUAUAUGUUGUUUAACUUUUUGCUGGACCUAUUGAGUCACAUUUUCACUCACUGGUGCUUGUUAAUAUAUAUAUUUUUUGAAUGCCUUAAUUGAAUUGGGAGUCGCUGUUCUUUUUUACUUUUGUUCAUGGAUAUUCAGUUCAGCAUGUUCGAAAGUAGAACACUUCUGUAGAAAAUGCACUAUUGAGUAAAACAUUGAAAAUCUCCUACACCUUGCAUUAAAAAUUUUUUAUGUGAUGCUCCAAUUUCUUUUAAAUAUAUACAAAGAAUUAGAAAUUAAAAUCACAGUUCAGCUCAGUCCAGGCACAGCCAAUGCCCACAUUGUAUUAUGUUACUUUUCCUCUCUCUUAAAGGGACACUAUAGUAACCAAAACAAUUUUAGCUUAAUGAAGCAGUUUUGGUAUAAAGAUCAUGACCCUGCUGUCUCACUGCUUAAUUCUCUGCCAUUUAGGGGUUAAAUCACUUUGUUUAUAAAGCUCUAGUCACACCUCCCUGCAUGUGACUUGUACAACCUUCCUUAACACUUCCUGUAAAAUUAGAUCUAAUGUUUACACUUCCUUUAUUGCAAAUUCUGUUUAAUUUAGAAUUGAUUAUAUCCUGCUCUGUUAAUAGCUUGCUAGACCUUGCAAGAGCCUCAUCAAUAUGAUUAAAGUUCAAUUUACAGAGCAGGAGAUAAAAACAACUUCUGAAGUAAGUUAACAUCUGAUUAAAAAUGAAAACAUUUUUUAUGCAGGCUGUGUGAGUCAGCCAGGGGAGGUGUGGGGAGGAAACAAAGUGAUUUAACUCCUAAAUGGCAGAGAAUUAUGCAGUGAUACUUCAGAGGCAUGAUCUAAACACCAGAACUGCUUCAUUAAACUAAAGCUGUUUUGGUGAUUUUGUAUCCUUUAACUCCUUCAGGAUCGGCCUGUUUUUCCGAUGUUGUAUGUUAAGGACCAGGGCUCUUUUAACCCCUUAACGACCGGUGAUGGUUCAGGACCAUCAUCUGCAUUUUAGUGUUGCCGACCGCUGAUGGUCCUGAACCGUCACAAUGGUAAUCGUUACUCACCCGGUCACCGUCGUUCCCCCGGCGGCGAUCAGCAUGUCUCCCGGUGUGGGGAGACUGCCUGCAGCCCAGGGAGUCUACCCACGGCGAAUAAGGACCCCUGGGGCCAUGUGAUCACUCAAGAGAGUGAUCACAUGGUCACAAUAGGUGUCCAAGUGUCUGCCUGCAGGGGUCUCCCUGCAAGUGUAAAAUAAAAUAAAAUUUUUUAUAUAAAUGUUAAUAAAAAAUAUAUAAUUAUAUAUGUGUAUAUAAAUAUGAUAUAUAGACAUAUAUUAUAUCCAUAUAAUAUAUCUAUAUAAUAUAUGUCUAUAUAUCAUAUAUAUAAUUUCAUACUAAGUGUAUUUUAUAUACAUUUAUUAAUAUAAAAUUACACUUAUAAUUAAAUUACACACGUAUAUACAUAAUAACUAUAUAUAUUGUAUAUUGUGUAUAUAUAUAUAUUAUAAAAUACAAUUAAUAAGUAAAUUAAAUUAAAUUUAAAAAUUUUAAAAUAAUUAUAAUAAUUAAAAAAAAUUAUAUAUCUAUAUGAAAUUUUACUCUAACUGUAUUUUGAUAUAUAUAUAUAUAUAUAUAUAUAUAUAUAUAUAUAUAUAUAUAUAUAUAUAUAUAUAUAUAUAUCAAAAUACACUUAGAAUAAAAUUGUAUAUAUAUCUCUGUAAAAAUAAAUAAAAAUAAUACAAAAUAUACAUAGGUCCAGGUUUUUUUUUUUAUAAUUAAUAAAUGCUAACUUUUAGUUUUUUACUAUUUUGGCCACAUCUGUGGAGUACCGCAGUGGUUUCUUAAUUUUUUUGCUUCUACUGACAAGCCUAAUGCAAUUUUCUGUUGGCUUCAGCAGUGCAACUUUUAAAUAAUCCAGUUUCUCCUGGACUCCAUUUAAACUGCUCCAGUUUGACAAGGACUCCUUUAUACAUAUUCUAAUUUUAGAAAAGUCUGUUUUUCUAAAGUCUAAAACUUUUGUUUUGUUUGGUGUGACUCAGUCACUGUUCUUAUAUUAAACCACAACUGAUAUUUUAGCAAAUAACCUUGUCUAACUGCAUAUUUAGCAGGAAGGACAUUUACAUUUUGUAUAUAAUGAGGAAAAUCUCGGUAUUAUAAACAUCUCUUCUCUCUGACGUAGUUAUGUUGCCUGGAGUCUCCUUGUGCUGUCCCAUAAUGCAGCGUUGAACAGUUUUCAAAUUGGUUUGACAUUGAAUAAGACUCCCUGGCCGGCCACAGGCUGGCUUCUCUCUAUUGCUUGGGCUAAAGCUGAUACGAUGGGCAGCAAGGAUAAGCAGAUUGUGUCAGUUGAGUGCUCUCAGCCUAUCACCGCCACCCAUUUCUGAUUUGAGUUGGUAUGGCUAGUGAAAUUGUAACCUCCACAUUAGCUUUACCCAGGGGUGUCCCAAAACUCUCAUUCAGUGUUAAAUCCAUUCAAGAGAAGAACAUGCUUGAAUUUAGCAUAUAAUAUAUUGUGUCACUAUGUGAGUUGCUCUUCAGUGUUUAUUUUAUUUAUUUUGUUUAUUCGUAAUUCCUAGGAACAUGAAGAUUUAGUUAAAGCUGGAUUUCUGUCACAAACUGAUGACUUAAAGAAACCAACCGAAGAUUUACAAAGAGACAAAACAGAAAAUAUGGAAGUGGUUCUAGACAACAAAACGGAGGAGGAGAAAAACUGA